Molecule: messenger RNA, 57019 nt
Organism: Podarcis lilfordi (Lilford's wall lizard)
Lineage: Eukaryota; Metazoa; Chordata; Lepidosauria; Squamata; Lacertidae
Source: the annotation of a GenBank genome assembly
AGAUGCUUGCCUCUUCGACUAGCAGCAGCAGCAGCAUUCAGGGCAGCCGCCUGGCGAGGGAAGGCGGGAGGGAGCCUCUCGCCUUGAUUGGCGAAGAGCUCCGCCGCCCCUUCGAGCUGCGCGGGUGUUCCCUGGCUGGCCAGCGCUUGCCUGCCGCCCGCCCUCUUCCUUUGCCCGGCACCAGCCAGUAAGUAGCUCCCGAAAGGGCGGGCGGGCGGCGGCGCCUGCAGAGCAGCAUCGCGGCGGCCGCGGGUCCACGCCAGCAUGUCCAGCAAGGGCAAGAGGACCAAGGAGCAGGGCAGCCGAGUGACCUUCCCCCUCCAGCAGCAGCAAGGAGGCGACGACGGGGAGGAUGAGGGGGCGCCCGAAGCGGAGCAGCAGCGCUCCAGCCGGGGCUGGAGGGGAGUCAAUGGGGGGCUGGAGCCCCUCCAUCAGCAGCAGCAGGCGGUGAAAACCCACCGGGAAACCUACGGCUGCUACCCGCCCUCGCCGAUGCUGGGCAGCAUGUAAGUCCGAUGCCCCCCACCCCUAGCCGUCCUCCCCGAGGGUUAGGUCAACGAGGGAUUCGGGGGGCGGGGAGCGCCCCCAGUUUUGGACGGGAAGGGAUCCGCGGUUGGUCUCCGUCGGAGGCUUGGGGAUCAAAGUACUGUAUGGGGAUUUCUCUUCCUCUGGCUCCUGGGCGACAAAGCGAUCCGGAUCAGCUUUCCUGGGUUUAUGAGAGAGAGGGGCUCAUCCUCCUACUCCCGAGGAGACGGUGGCAAAGCAACAGGACCAGGAACUGUUGACUGUCGUCGAGGGAGGAUCUGGUUAAAGGGGAUCCCACUUGGUUGGGCUCCAGGUCGAAAAGCUUAAAAGGCUAGCAGCGGAGAGAGAAAAUAAGGCUGCCAAGAGUUGUCUCCUCAUAAGACUGGGCAGGGUGUUUUCACAUGGGGGCUCCAUGUUGUAAAUGGGUUAUGGCAAUGGAGUCAUUGAAUUUGACAACAGGUGUUUUUUAAAAAUAAUAGUAGUAAUAAUAAUUGAAUUUCCCUAGAAAGGGUAAAUCCACAUUAAAUGGGGGUGAGGAUAUGGGCUGGCAUUUCGGCACCAAUUAUUUGCAUAGAUGCUGCAAAAAGCGAUGCCUCAAUAAAUACCUGUCUGAGUUGGAAAGUGAACUAUUUUAUUCAGCAAGAAAGGAUAGACAUCAGGUGUGGGUGGGUGCAGGGGUUCCUGCCUGCCGUAGUUGUUAGUUGCUACUACUGUUUGUUGGGAUUCUGUGUUCUCUGCAUUCUGGAGUGUAGUCCUGAUCCACUCCACUGAUUGCUCUUGCAGUUUGCAUUAGGAGUUGGAUUGAGUGUGUCUGUACCUGCAGCACUCUGGUUCCAGUCCAUUUUGUCCCCGAAAAUGAAUCUUUCUGCAUUUUCUGUCAAUAUGCACUUUUUUCUUUACAGAAUUGCUGACUCCAUUUUAAAGGUAUUACCAAAGCAAAAACUAACUUGCUCAAGAAUUCGCUCCUACGAGAGGCAGCGGCGGCCACCAACAUGGAUGGCUUUGAAAGAGAAUUUCAUGGAGGAUAAUUCUGUCCUUCACAACUAGCCAUGGUGGCUAUACUGUACAGCUGCCUCCUUGUUCAGAGAUAGGAUGCUUCUGAAUAGUAGUAGCUGGAAACCGCAGGAGGAGAGAUUGGAGUUGUUCUCAGGUCCUGCUUGCAGGCCUCCCAUGAACAUCUGGUUGGUCACUAUGAGAAUAGGAAGCUGUACUAGAUGAGUCACUGGCCUGAUCUAGUAGGACCAUUCUUUACGUUAACUCAUCUUAUUCCUACCCCCCAAUUUGCUGCAAUUUGCUAAGGGGGGAGGUGGAACAUGUGUGUGGAAGGAGAACCUUGAGAGAGACCAUGAAGUCUCUGUGCUUAGUUUCUUCUGAAAGAAUUUAGAAGGUGAAAUGAGCAAAAGCUGCUCCUUGCAUGGGUUCAAAUUCACCGUACAGCACUGGGAGGUGACCUUUAUGAAGGAGAAAGGGAGGGACAAUUGCCAAGAGUAAGGAAGAGUCUCAAGAUGUGGGGCACUUUCAGAUAAGCUGUCCCCAACCAGUUAAAGAACUUUCUAAAAGGGUGGGUUAUAAAGUUGUAAAAAAUAAUAAUAAUGAAAUGAAGUGGGGACUUGGUUGGAGAGCCAGUGUGGUGUAGUGUUAAGAGUGGUAGACUCAUAAUCUGGUGAACCGGGUUCGUGUCUCUGCUCCUCCACAUGCAGCUGCUGGGUGACCUUGGGCUAGUCACACUUCUCUGAAGUCUCUCAGCCCCACUCACCUCACAGAGUGUUUGUUGUGGGGGAGGAAGGGAAAGGAGAUUGUUAGCUGCUUUGAGACUCCUUCGGGUAGUGAUAAAGUGGGAUAUCAAAUCCAAACUCCUCCUCCUCCUCUUCUUGGUUUGUAAGGGUAGUUGUAACUAUGGCGGCUAAUUUAGCACCAUGGUCAUUGCCCCCUGCUCAUGGAUUUUGCUAUUCAUUCUGGAUUCCCCAGGCAUUCACAUGGGGGGAGCACACUCUCUGUAUGUACUGAGGGUAUCUAACAGGACCGGCCAUACCAUUAGGCAGAGUGAGACGGCUGCCUCAGGUGGCAGAUGCUUAGGGCUGUGGGGCGGAUGAAGCUGUGUGUGUGCUGUGCAAUUUGGUCUGCACCUGCCAAACUAGCCUGCUGCCCUUAGGUGUGGUGGAAGAUGCUUUCCCAUUGCCUGUGUUGAUAUAAGAUGCAAUUGCCAGUCCAGUUGGCUUCUGAACAAGGAAUGAUUUAUCCUAGCUUAGCUUUUAUUUUAACAAUAUUGAUAUUUAUACUUAUAGUUGUUAUUGUUUUAAGCUGCUUUAGGCACACUUUGCCUGGAAAACAACAUAUAAAUAUUUUUAAAUACAGUGGUACCUUGGGUUAAGUACUUAAUUCAUUCCAGAGGUCCGUACUUAACCUGAAACUGUUCUUAACCUGAAGCACCACUUUAGCUAAUGGGGCCUCCUGCUGCUGCCGCACCGCCGGAGCACAAUUUCUGUUCUCAUCCUGAAGCAAAGUUCUUAACCUGAAGCACUAUUUCUGGGUUAGCAGAGUCUGUAACCUGAAGCAUAUGUAACCUGAAGCGUAUGUAACCCAAAGUACCACUGUAAUGGACAAGGGCCUUUGUCCCAGGCAGCAAAAUGGCUUGCGCCGGCCUCCGUUUCUUAUGCCCUGCUUGAGAACUCACACAAUGUACAAAUGUUGUAUCUCCAAAUAUUGCUGGACUGGCCAAAGGAACGAACGACGAACUCUGUGACGAACGACGAGUAGGACAACUGAGAAAUGGAGCUCUAAACAGGAGCCAAGAUUUACGGAGUGCAGUGGUUAGUACAGACCAGUCACCUUCUUGUGUGAUUUCCUGUCUCUUAAUGUUGCAUAGUGAAAAAUUGCAGGUCUGGGUGCACACCCACGGAAUAUAGAUGUCAGGGACUGGAAAGUGAAGCAUACAGCUGAGAAAAUGGCUCAGGCAGAAAAGAUGCUGGAAUAAUUGUAAAUGGGAUCAUUUCUGUUAGUGCUUGAGAGUUGACAUGCGAGGUUAGAAAAUGUCUCUUGGUGGAAUGAAAAAUGGAUUUCUGUUUCACCAGAGCUAAUGUGGAGCUGGAAAAAUAUUGAGGUCAGAGAUGGUUGGCAUGCAGUAAGCACAGGUGCCAAGCUUAAUUUGAGCCAGGGCUCACUGAAGCCUGGAAGAUGUGAAAUAACAAUUGAGAGUUCCUCAAUAAUUGAAAAAGGACACAGUGCCUUUCCCCUCACUACCGUGCAACCACGGCUGCUUCCCACAGACCUUGCAUUUUAUUUCAAGCCAGAGAAAGUGGAUUCUGGGCAGGUGGUCUUCAGGAACUAGCCACUGAUAGAUGCAUGUUUUCUUAUUUGAAUGUACUAUGUAGAAGUCUUGACAGUCCAACUCACAGACAACCAAGAGUCUUGUGGCGUUUUAACAACCAACAACUAACUAAUUCAUUGUGGCAUAAGCUUUAGUUGACUACAGUCCACUUUAUCAUAGAACUGUAGAGUUGGAAGACCCAGAGGAUCAUCUAGUCCAACCCACUGAAAUGGAGGAAUCUUAGCUAAAGCAUCCAUGACAAGUAACCAUCCAACUUUUGCUUAAAAACCGCCAAAGAAGGAGAGACCAGCUCUUACUGUCAGAAGGUUCUACUUGAUGUUUAGUUGGAAUCUCCCUUCUUGUAACUUGAAUCCAUUAGUUUGUGUCUUACUCUCUGGAGCAGGAGAAAACAAGCUUGCUCCAUCUUCCAUGUGAUAUCCCUUUAGAUAUUUGAAUAUGGCUGUCAUAUCUCUUCAGUUUCCUUUUAUCCAAGCUAAACAUACCCAACUCCAUCAACCAUUCCUCAUGAGGCUUGAUUUCCAGACCCUGAUUUUGGUCACCCUCCUCUGCACACGUUCCAGCUUGUUAGUAUCCUUAUAUUGUGGCACCCAGAACUGGACACAGCAUUCCAGGUAUGGUCUGACCAAGGCAGAAUAGAGCUGGACUAUUACUUCCCUUGAUCUGGACACUAUACUUCUGUUGAUGCAGCCUAGAAUAACGUUAGCUUUUUUUGCUGCUUUACUUCACUGUUGACUCAUGUUAAGCUUGAUGUAUGAAGUGUUAUCCUGAUUUCUAGAUAUAUAUGGAAGAGGCAGGAUUGUCAACAGUGUGUUCAGAGGAAGAGUGAAAUGCAGACGGUACAUAGGGAGAUAAACUUAACAUAGGCUGAUAGUAUAAUUACAGUGGUACCUCGGGUUAAGAACUUAAUUCGUUCUGGAGGUCCGUUCUUAACCUGAAACUGUUCUUAACCUGAAGCACCACUUUAGCUAAUGAUGCCUCCUGCCGCCACCACACUGCCGGAGCAUUAUUUCUGUUCUCAUUCUGAAGCAAACCCGAGGUUCUAUAUCUGGGUUAGCGGAGUCUGUAACCUGAAGCGUAUGUAACCCGAAGCGUAUGUAACCCGAGGUACCACUGUAUUAAAGCCUGUAUUUUCUUCAAGUCAUUUCCUUCUGACCUCACAGACCUAAUUGUUUUCUGUCCCUCUGACCCAUAUAUAUAUAUCAGGAUAACAUUGCAUAUAUCUGAUGAAGCUAACUGUAAUUCACAAAAGGCUAUACCCUGGCAACUUUGUUAGUUUUUAGGUGCCACAAGACUCUUUGCUAUCUUGCUGCAACAGAGGAAAUUGACAAAACAGUUGUUGAUAACCCUGCUGGAAAUUGUUAUAAUGGAAGUCCUAUUCAUGUCUACCCAGAAGUAAAUCUGUUGACUUCCUAAAUAAGCGUGCAGCAUAAGUUUAUGUUAGCCUUUUUCCUUUUUCAGUUUGUCUUGCUAUCCUGAGCAGAAGACAAAAGGCAGAAUUUAGAAAAGGCCAUGCAUAAAUUCUUAAACCCCACAGCCCACCAACCCCCAUGGAACAUGGGGGAAGCACAUAGCUCAGUGGUAGAACAGCUGCUUGGCAUGCAGAAAGUAUGUGUCACAUUCCCCAGUAUCUCCAAAUAGGGCUGGGAGAAACUCCUCCUUGAAUCCCUGAAAAGCUGGUGCAAGUCAGUGCAGCCAAUACUAAGCUACAUGGAACAACAAGCCGGUUCCUAUGUUCCUAUUGGAAGAAAUAUUCUUCAGCACCCCCUGGUGUCUGUCCUUCAUAGUCUCACAAAGCCAUAGCACUCCCUACAAAGUUGCUACUGGGCUACUUUCGUGCCUUUAAAAAAACAACACAACAACAUUUCCCCCCCAGAAGUCGGUCAUAGAAUUGGGAACAUUCUGGGCAGUUUCUGUUGGGUACAGAAGCUUAGCAAUCACUGACCUCUUUACAAAACCUAAAACAUUCCUUUCUCUCUCUGAUUUCAUGCAUUCUCAAGAAAGCUUUUAUUAAUAUUUGCAUUAAAUAGAUAUAAAAUCCUAAUAAAAAGGAACAUUUUAAAUGUCCAAACGAGAAGAGUUUAUGAAAAUGUGAGACAGCGGCUCAGUCUAGCAUGCUUUAAUAUCCUGUUGAAUACAUUUAAUUGACAUUGAAAGCAUUUGUUUAAUAGACCCAGAUGAGUCAGGGGUGUUUUUCUCAGACCACUAGAAUAGCUGCUGAGAAGCUCCACUUCCUGUGUCAGUUCAGGUCUUGCAGCCGUUCUGUUCUGCUGCCAGUAAAAAAAUAAAUUACCUUUCCUCCAAACUUUUUUUUGUAUUUUCACAUGGCCAAACAAAUUUGUCAAAGUGAAGAAUGUCACAUUGGGAAAAGAAAAGAGAUGGAGGACACUUAAAAGAAGAUUCUAAUUUGGAAGUUUUUGCUGUCGUCUGGAGCUUAUUUUUAUUUGGUAGUCUCUUUAUGGUCUUUACUAAAUGUACAAACAGGGAAGGAUGGCUUUCAAUAUUUUUGUAUUUAGACUUCUGGCCUAUCUUGUACAAAGUAUCCCCAAGGGACUCACAAUAUAAAGGCCUCUCUAUGUCUUGUUUAGGGGGAGUCCUUUGCCAGAACAUUCCAGCAGUGCUCCUGUGAAGCACUAUGUUUGUGGUAUCAUAGAUCUUGGGAAGUCAGACCAAUGGUCCAUGAUCUGGUAUAGCUCAGUUGGUAGAGCAUGAGACUCUUAGCCUUAGGAUUGUGGUUUGAACCCCACUCUGUCAUGAAGCUCACUGGUAACCUUGGGCCAGCCACAGCCUCCUAAUCUCACAGGGUUGUUGUAGGGAUUAACUGAGGACAGGGGUGAACAAUGUACACUUUAUGAAAAGGUGGGAUAUAAAUGCAAUAAAUAAGCUCUUCCAUGCACCUGCUCAAGAAAGCUGGCGGGGCCAGGCAGAUGGAGAUGUCAGCUGCCAAUCUGGCAUCCAGAAAUCUCCAUGUGGUGGCAAUUGGACACAUGCCAGUCACAGAAAAUGAAUUUCUAACACUGUUUAGAGCAACACUACUGUCUGCUAGCACUAUUAGAAUGCACACAACAGUAAGCCAUGAAAUGUACUUGGUGUUGGGGUUUUGGGUUGUUGUUUUUUUGCCCUUGUACUAUUUUAUUUUAUUGCAGAUGUAAGUGUGUUAUGUUAUGAUAGAUUUUCCAGACUAUCCCUGUAGCAUUACAGGGAGAAAGUAUGGACGGCCUACCAUAGCAUUUCCAGUUCUCCAUCAAUUAAUGUAUGGAGAUACCUUAAGUGAAAUAAGACAUGAGAUGGCAAAAGAGGGGAAGUGGAAGUAAAGAAAGAAGCAUAUUCAUUUCUAACUCCUCAUCUAUCAGCAUAAAAGGAGCAGUGCAAGGUUUCCUACUAACCACAUUCCCAUUUAUAUCCCCCUCCCUAAUUCCAACUGUUGUUUGCUCUUGUUCCUUUCCCAUAAUGGCUUAUUCUCUCAAACACCCACUCCAACCACUUCCUGUGCCCUGCCAUUUCAUACCCAGGGGAGAUAAAGAUUAUGAUUAAAUGUAUGCCAGCAAUUCAUUUUCUUUUCCUGUUUGUGGAGCAGUAAUACAUUUCUUCCCAAUGGUUUUUUAAAAAGCAAUAAAAUGCCUUGACUUAGAAUAAAUUUUUGCCUCAGAGAAUUAUCUUUUCUGUUUAUGGUGGGACAUAGCCUGGUUUCACUUUUCAGUAUUUUAGUCUUCAGGGAUAACUCUGUUUCAAUGUACACUUUAUGAAAAGCUUCUGUUAUGAGAUCUUUGUUUUGAGUUAUAAAAUACAGUGUUUCUAAAGAGGCAAUUAAUUAAACUGAGGCUGGCGGCAAACCCAGAAUAUAAAAUUAGGUGGGGUUUUUUUGGGGGGUGGACUUCACUGUGCACCUCCUUAAGUCAAGGAAGAAAACUGUUUGAAUCUCCCCAAUUAUAACUUAAAAUUGAUUCAUACAAGCAGUUCUGAUUCCACCCCACGCUCCGUCAUAAUUACCGUGCAGUGGAAUCCACAAGAAAUAUGGAGCCCAAUCUUAAGCAUAUUUUGUUGUCGUUUAGUCAUUUCUGACUCUUCCUGACCCCAUGGACCAGAGCACGCCAGGCACUCCUGUCUUCCACUGCCUCCCGCAGUUUGGUCAAACUCAUGUUAGUAGCUUCGAGAACACUGUCCAACCAUCUUGUCCUCUGUCGUCCCCUUCUCCUUGUGCCCUCAAUCUUUCCCAACAUCAGCGUCUUUUCCAGGGAGUCUUCUCUUCCCACGAGGUGGCCAAAGUAUUGGAGCCUCAGCUUCAGGAUCUGUCCUUCCAGUGAGCAUUCAGGGCUGAGUUCCUUCAGAAUUGAUAGGUUUGAUCUUCUUGCAGUCCAUGGGACUCUCAAGAGUCUCCUCCAGCACCAUAAUUCAAAAGCAUCCAUUCUUUGGCCAUCAGCCUUCUUUAUGGUCCAGCUCUCACUUCCAUACAUCACUACUGGGAACACUAUAGCUUUAACUAUACAGACCUUUGUUGGCAAGGUGAUGUCUCUGCUUUUUAAGAUGCUGUCUAGGUUUGUCAUUGCUUUUCUCCCAAGAAGCAGGCGUCUCUUAAUUUCGUGACUGCUGUCACGAUCUGCAGUGAUCAUGCAGCCCUGCAUAUCCUCUCCAUAUGGUUAUGGCUGGUUCUCUGUAACAACAACAACAACAACUGAAGCCACAAAUACCUUGGACAGUGGCACCGCUACAGAACCUAGAGUUCAGACUGGCUCAGCAUGAGCAUCAUGGGAUGCUACAAGUUCUGUGGAGUUAGCAGGAAAGUGUGUGCAUAGGAAUUAUUUUUAUUCAUUGAAUUUGUAUCCCGCCCUUCCUUCUGAAUGUGUAUCGGUGUGUAUGUUUGUAUGAAUGAAUGAGAGUGGCUUCCACAUUACAUAUGGGGGAGGGGAGGAAAGAAACUGGGUUAGAAAUAAGUAGGAAGAUAGUGAAGAGGAAGGCCCAGCACUCUGUGGUAGGACAUAUAGUUUAAUGUGUAAGAGGCUGCCUGUUUAAUUUUUGCAAUUCCCCAUUCAUAGAAUCAUAGAAUCAUAGAAUCAUAGAAUCAUAGAGUUGGAAGAGACCACAAGGGCCAUCGAGUCCAACCCCCUGCCAAGCAGGAAACACCAUCAGAGCACUCCUGACAUAUGGUUGUCAAGCCUCUGCUUAAAGACCUCCAAAGAAGGAGACUCCACCACACUCCUUGGCAGCAAAUUCCACUGUCGAACAGCUCUUACUGUCAGGAAGUUCUUCCUAAUGUUUAGGUGGAAUCUUCUUUCUUGUAGUUUGGAUCCAUUGCUCCGCGUCCGCUUCUCUGGAGCAGCAGAAAACAACCUUUCUCCCUCCUCUAUGUGACAUCCUUUUAUAUAUUUGAACAUGGCUAUCAUAUCACCCCUUAACCUCCUCUUCUCCAGGCUAAACAUGCCCAGCUCCCUUAGCCGUUCCUCAUAAGGCAUCGUUUCCAGGCCUUUGACCAUUUUGGUUGCCCUCCUCUGGACACGUUCCAGUUUGUCAGUGUCCUUCUUGAACUGUGGUGCCCAGAACUGGACACAGUACUCCAGGUGAGGUCUGACCAGAGCAGAAUACAGUGGCACUAUUACUUCCCUUGAUCUAGAUACUAUACUCCUAUUGAUGCAGCCCAGAAUUGCAUUGGCUUUUUAGCUGCCGUGUCACACUGUUGGCUCAUGUCAAGUUUGUGGUCAACCAAGACUCCUAGAUCCUUUUCACAUGUACUGCUCUCAAGCCAGGUGUCACCCAUCUUGUAUUUGUGCCUCUCAUUUUUUUUGCCCAAGUGCUCAGUAGGUGGGUCAGGUAUCUUCUAACAUAGUUUGUCUGUCUCUGGGAACAGCAACUGUGACAAUGCUUGGCAGAAGAGACCCUUUGACACACUGCAAUUGUUCAGUGCAGUUGUGAAUCUCCUUGCCAUGCCCUGGCUUCAUGCCUAUACAGCCUUGUGGGAUCUGCACUGCGCUCAGGCUCCCAGCCACCAGAUCCAAAUAGAAUCAGGCCAACUAGUUCAGUUGCUCUCUCCUGAGAUCUGCGUGCCUGCAGGGCGAUGUUGGUGCUAGGUCAUUGUGCUGUACAUUGCUUCCUCUCUUAGAGAUACUAAGACUUGCAAGUUGCAACCUAUUUCUUUUGUCCUAAAGCAGUAGGAAGGGAACAUGCAAAACCCAGUUUAAGAGUUAAGCAUUUACCUUUGGCAAUCUGGGGCAGCAUAGUGCCCAAAAUGAUGGCUGUCACUUGAAUGGUCCAGAUUACAUUAUCACUCGGCUGUGAGACUUGUCUAAAACCACACCAAGCCACUCUUGUCUCAACUUUAGUCCUCCAUCUGUAAUGUUUUGAUGAUAACACUGAGGGUAGCAAUUCUGGCAAGUUUUAGAAAAGUUGCUGCAAAGCUUACAGAGAUAAUGUGUGUGUGUGUAGUGCUUUGAACAUCCUAGAGCAUGAUACAUGUCUGAUAUGAAGAACCUGUGGCCCUCCAAGUGAUGCUGGAUUCCAGCUCCCAUCAUCUUUCAUUAUUUCCCAUCAUCCUUCAUUAUUUGCUGUGUUGAUGGGAGUUGGAGUCCAAUAGCAUGCAUAGGACCAAAGGUUUUCCACCCCUGAUUAUGUUAUGUUUUAUGUUUUGAUGUUAUUAUGUUAUUAAAUUUAUAUACUGCCCUAUACCAGGAAUCAGGGUGGUUACAGAACAUGUUACAGUGUCAUCCUGAGGGUAUUUUUUUUUUUUUUACUGAGGCUGUGGACUGAUGAUAUAAUUGUUGUUGUUUAGUCAUGUCCGAUUCUUCGUGACCCCAUGGACCAGAGCACGCCAGGCACUCCUGUCUUCCACUGCCUCCCGCAGUUUGGUCAAACUCAUGCUGGUAGCUUCAAGAACACUGUCCAACCAUCUUGUCCUCUGUCGUCCCCUUCUCCUUGUGCCCUCAAUCUUUCCCAACACCAGGGUCUUUUCCAGGGAGUCUUCUCUUCUCAUGAGGUGGCCAAAGUAUUGGAGCUUCAGCUUCAGGAUCUGUCCUUCCAGUGAGCACUCAGGACUGAUUUCCUUAAGAAUGGAUAGGUUUGAUCUUCUUGCAGUCCAUGGGACUCUCAAGAGUCUCCUCCAGCACCAUAAUUCAAAAGCAUCGAUUCUUCGGCGAUCAGCCUUCUUUAUGGUCCAGCUCUCACUUCCAUACAUCACUACUGGAAACACUAUAGUUUUAACUAUACGGACCUUUGUUGGCAAGGUGAUUCUGCUUUUUAAGAUGCUGUAUAGAUGAUUUAAUAGUAAUUGUAAUUAUCUAGAUGGACAAUAAUGCGACUCUCUAAGAUGGUUUGAGUAGAGGAGGACUGCCAUUAAGAGCCCUAUGGAAUGAAUAACACUAGCAUCAUUUUCAUUCCAACUUCGGCCUCUGCAUGUUGCAGGUUGCUGACUGGAAUGCAUUUUCUGCAGUCUGUCCCACCCAGCUGCCAUAGCAGCAGAUGUAAUUCUGCUCUAUGCUGUUCCUAGAGCUCAAUUAAUCAACCUAACAGGACGUGCUGAAGCAACAGGACACCAGAGACCAAGGGACUUGUGGGCGUGUGCACAUUCCUGGUUUAGAGUGUUCCUUGCUCUUAUUCUGCCCCUCUAUAAAUUAUUGUAGAUGAAAGUUGCUUGACUCUUCCCAAGUGUAGCUAUAUACAGUGGUACCUCGGGUUAAGUACUUAAUUCAUUCCGGAGGUCCGUUCUUAACCUGAAACUGUUCUUAACCUGAAGCACCACUUUAGCUAAUGGGGCCUCCUGCUGCUGCCACGCCGCCAGAGCACGAUUUCUGUUCUCAUCCUGAAGCAAAGUUCUUAACCUGAGGUACUAUUUCUGGGUUAGCAGAGUCUGUAACCUGAAGCAUAUGUAACCUGAAGUGUAUGUAACCUGAGGUACCACUGUACAAGCAGACUUCGUCAUACGGUAUUUCACAACCACUGUGCACUGGGGUACACAGAAGCCAGCAGCCCCGUUUUUGUUAGAAAGUAGGUACUUUCCUCUUGAAUUGAAUUUUAAUUUGAAGCUCAUAUGCUCCGCAGUGUGAAGCAUGUGCUAAUGAAGCAAGUGUGGCUAAAGGUAAUACAAAAUCCAGUACUAAUUAACUUGCAAUAAAAGCCCUCCUGAUUCUGAUGUGUACUGAUGUGUUCUGAUCCAUGCAAAUACCUAAAAGAAAAAAAUUCUGAGGCUGUAAGUGAGCAUUGCUAUUCUGGGAGUAUUUCCCUAGUAUUGCUGCAGAAAGUUUCCUGAAAACUUCUCUCAGUGCAGGAAGGCUUUCAGCUGGCACAAAUCCCAGUAAGGGUUCCAUUGCCAACAUUAUGUAGAUAUUAUUAAUUUAUUUAAAAGGUUUCCCUGCCACUUUCACCUGCACUAGGAACAUAGUUUUCCCCUAAGUGGAUUUAUUAUGACAGUUACAUCAACUCAUUUCCAGAAUUACAGCUUCCACACUCUGCCCACUUACCUGAGAGUAAACCCAAUUAAAUUCCUCCGCACUUACAUCUGAACAGAUAUGUACAGGAUUUCACUGUACAUUUGUCUAUAUCACUAGGGCGUGAAUAUGACACCAGAGCAAGUUUAGAGAACAGUAAAUGCCCUUAAUGGAACAGGGGCUCUUUCCUGUAUUCACUUGGGUGCCCUACCCCUGAGGAAGGAGCAGUCAAAAGCAAGGGGCAUGUUCCAAAAAUGUCAAAAGAAUGGCACCAAGUCUCAUCAGGUCAGCUCUAUAUCAGACUUCAUUCAGGUUAUGAUUUGUCCCAAACAACAGGGACAGUCAGUUCCUUCUAGAGAUGCUUCCAAGUUCCAGGAAAGUUUCUUCCCCAAGGAAAACAAGGGUCUUGUGCCUCAGUGCCCUUAGCAGGGUUAAAUCCAGGCUGUUAUGCCUUGCCAAGAGAAAGCAUACUCUUUUCUUAGGUCAUGCCCAGUAGAGCUUAGUGGAACAGCCUGAAGAAGACCUUCCAACAGGGAAGCAAGAACUCCCCCCGCCCCCGUCUCUGUGGAGGCACCUUAUUUAGGCUUCCAGCUUGACCAACCUGCUCCCUAUGUCUCUAUUGGGCUUUUCCGCCUUCUUCUGUCUUUUUAUAUCAUUCCUGCCUCCCCUCCUUUCUGCCUAAGGCACAGAAGAUGAGCUCCUUCACUGCCAUCAAUUACAGGUGGAGUCUCCAGGCAAUGUCCAGAUGUGGUCUCCUCAUUGCCUGGUUAGUGCAUACCUGCUUGUAUCUGGGCCUAAUUAAAGGGCCAGGUGCCAGCAAAUGUGGCAAAUGGUUCUACACUUCGGUUUCCACCUCAGUUGUAUGCAUCAACUUUUUAAUAAUAUAGUUCUUUAUUGUAUUUUUUUCUUUCUUCUAAAAUGUGAAUAGACAGAGGAAGGAACUCCUGUCCCCCUCAGUACAACCCCAAACAAGCAACACUAUUCACCCACCUCACAGAGUAAAAGGAAGACCAGGUUGGGGAUAAAACAUCAAAAAUCACCCUCAAUUUAAGUGGAUAUAGUAUUAUCAAGAUCUUAGCAAUGUGCACAGGUAAUCAAAGAGAAAGAAAGUACAUUCCUUUUGUUUCGUUGAACAGAAAUUGGAGACCCCAGUGGACCCAAGACAAAGUCUGUUUCCAUUACCUAAAGCUCCCCAUAAUAGCCCUACUGACUUAUGUAGUGCUGGAACAGCUCUGCUGUGCUCCUGUAUGUAAGUGUAUUCAAUAAAAAGGAACCAUAUGGUUGCAAAUUGAUCUCUCUCUAUUUGCCCCCUAAUAACUUGCCAUUUAUGCGAAAGCUUUUCUAACAGGGCUAUAUGCCAAAUCUUAACAAUACCAAUCGUCUACAUCAGUGCACUUAAAACCAUUCCAGAGCUUUGCUAUUGUCGCACUAGCUGCAAAUAAAAGGUGAAUAAUUAACUCCUGAUUUGCUAGGUCCCUCUUUGGACUGUCAAACAAAUUCAGCAUCUGUUGCAUGCAUUUGCCAAAGGUUAUUAAUUCAAGACACAAUUCUGAAAUUGGAUGGUGGCAGAAGAGAGCUUAAGAGCCUUUCAGUUUGCACAUUCAAGAACUACAGCUGCCAUUUUUAGCUAUAUAUUCUGGUAAUGUUUUUUCUGGGUUUAGCUUUGUAAGUAGCAAAUGCUUUCAAAUUCCAUUAAUUAAAGUUUGAGAGAGAGAGAGAGAGAGGGUUGUUUUUAAACAGCACCCUAUAGCCUUUAAAUUUAAAACAGAAUAUUUAGGUAAAAAAAAAAAAAAGGCUGCUAAUGGUGUGCAUUUUUUAAUUCAGACAAUAUUGCUGCUUAUUCAUACGAGUCUUCAGGGCCAACCUGAGUCAUGCUUUUGCCUUGAGUGAAGGAUGAGAUGGCGCCACAUCUCCCCAGUCCCAUCUGCAGAAGUUUGCAAGGCAGGCCAUUCAAACCUUGUUUCAGCACUGAUGAGGGAACAGCAUCCCCUUAAGGCUGUUUUAGAGGGCUCAGGACAGGCUUCUUGGCCUACACUGCUCUCUCAUCCCAACAACUUGCUGCUACUCCCCACUUCCCAGCAUCUGCUGCCUUAGGUGGCAUUUGCCCCCUGUCUAAUGGCAGGGCCGGCGCUGCUAGUAUUGUAUACUUUGUCUGUUUGCUGCAAUGCGUCACAGUGGAUGUUCUUUACAAAAUGUUUCAAAUUAUAAACAUAUUCUAAAAUUUCCCUCCAACUUUUCCAGCAGUUCAGUAUUCGUUGGGGGUGGGGAGGGGAAGAAAGACUGGGAUGAGAUAAAUGGGAAGUACAGUCAUACAUCAUGUUACGGCCGCUUCAGGUUACAUGUUUUUGGGUUGCAGACCGCAGGAAACCCGGAAGUACUGGAACGGGUUACUUCCGAGUUUUGCCACAUGCACAGAAGCGCCAAAUCACACCGGCGUCUGCGCAGACGCAGCGCUUCAGGAUGUGAACGCUGUGGGUUGCGGAUGUGCCUCCAUCAUGGAUUACGUCCGCAACCCGAGGUUCCACUGUAUAAAUUGUGUGUCUCUUUGUGAAACACAUGAAUGGGAAUACAGUGGUACCUUGGGUUACAAACACCUCGGGUUACAGACUCCGCUAAGCUGGAAAUAGUACCUCGGGUUAAGAACUUUACCUCAGGAUGAGAACAGAAACCGCGCGCUGGUGGCACGGUGGCAGCGGGAGGCCCCAUUAGCUAAAGUGGUACCUCAGUUUAAGAACGGUCUCAGGUUAAGAACGGUUUCAGGUUAAGAAUGGACCUCUGGAACGAAUUAAGUUCGUAACCAGAGAUACCACUGUAUUGAAAAAGAAUAUGAACCUACCCAGUGAUGAAAAAAUUCCCAUCAUGGUCUCACACUAACAUGCCAGGACUCUAUCCUUUCAUGCUGACAUGAACCACUUCUCUAGAAGACUUCCAGAAAAUCCUGCAUUUCUACAAGUUAUUUUUUAAUAAUUGCCCUUCUAGUAAAUGUUUUUAAUAAUAGAUAUUAACGUCUGACAGGAAAUCAUUAGGAGGAAAUUUGCUUUUUAACUUUUUUUUAAAUUACUGCAGUUAGUUUAGAACUGGGUCCAAUUAGAGGUGGGUGGAAAAAGAGGACAUAAUGAUAUUCGAAACAUGCUAGGAUAAUUUUUCAUCACAUUUUCAUGUGAAACAAACACUCUUGCAUCUUUUGUGAUUUCCACUAUGUUUAAAAUUUAGAUUGAUUGAAAUACCAUUAUCGUAAAACAUGCUAGCUGUCAUUUUCAGAGCAAAAUAACUGAGUUUGCCUGCUACUCAGUGUUUGCACUCUACCAUUCUCCUCAACCUGGUGUCCUCCAGAGACUUUGGACUACAAGUCCCAUCAUCCCUGACCAUUGGCCAUGCUGGCUGUGGUUGCACCUCUGCUUUCUACCUUACCUGUUGGGUUUGAGUUAACAAAUGUAUGGCAGUUUGAGUAUGGCUUUUGUUGCACAUGCUGUUAGGUGCUAGUUUUCCAUGCUCUCAGUUGAUAAGGACAAACAGGAUAGAAUAAUUAACCUACUGUCUGCUACAAUUAAUAACUUUUUGUUUCAUUGAUUUCAGGAGGACUGUUAAGUGUUCUCCCUUUGAAAUUGAUUGGAUUGAAAAGUGCUUAACUGUGGCAUAGUGAGUUUUGGUGUCUAAUUCUUGAACUGUUACAGCAACAAUAUUUUCAUUAACAUUGAUUAUUAUUAUAAUUGCUAUUUUAUUUAAACAUGGCAUUAUUCCUGAAGGUCUCAGGACUACUUUCCUAGUAACCAUAUAUUUAAAACAUACUUCAAUAAUAACUAACAUUUAUCACAGUAAAUUCCACCCCCAUGCAAUCUCCUGCCAGAAAAUUUAUCACAAGCAACCGCCAUUACACAGUAAGUAGAUUAAAAAAACACAUCAGCAUUAAAUUCUCAAACUUCAAUAGCCAAUGUGAUUGUGCAGGAAUUACAGUGCAUCUUGGUCCCUUCUUUUAUUUGAUUAUAUAUGUUCCCUUUAGCUAGCUAUCUGGAUAUGCAGGACCACAGAAAAGAAAAAUGCUUUUUCAAAUGCCAGGCAAGAGUCUUGUCAAUGAAAUACAAGCUACUUUCUAAUAGUAAUUUCUUUUGGGAAGACAUAUCGGGCACAUCAAAUAUAUGACAUUGUCACAAUAUAUUUAUUGGGCUAUUUAUCUCCGCUGACAAAACACUGUACAUUUAGAAGAAUGUUCUCACCCUAUAAAAACUGAGUUUCAUUUGCUGAAUUUAUUAUUCUUCUCCAUCCCGAGUGAGGUGGGUACUAGGGUGCAAGGGAAGAAGGAAAUGAAAGCCUGUGGUUUCAAAGUUUUCUGCAUGGCCUUGUAAGUAUGAGAGAGUUGUAGCCUUUCAUAUGCAGUUGGACUCCACCUCCAUCGGCUUCAGCCAACAUGACUACCAGUCAGGGAUGAUAGUGGUCAGUGGUCCAGAAACUUGUGCUUGGGUCUGUGAAAAUGGAAAACGCAGAAGGUGGUCUGUAAGAAGCUAUGCCUCUUCAAGACUGCAAGGGAUAUUGCUAUGACUGCCUGCUGUUCUAAGUGAGCUGUAAUGGUGUUGCUCUGUAGGUGGUUGGUAAAUUCUUAUUGCGUGGCCAGGCAGAGACCUCCCUGACCCCAGGCGACCCCUGGGUGGAAUAAUGACUCAUGACAACGUGUUAUGGGAUUAAAAUUGGCCACAACUUUAUUAAACUUUCAGAUGUAGGGAGACCAACUCCCAGGUAAGUUCCGCCCUCUAUUGCAGGCUUCCUUAACCUUGGCCCCCCAGAUGGUUUUGCCUUACAACUCCCAUGAUCCCUAGCUAGCAGGACCAGUGGUCAGGGAUGAUGGGGAUUGUAGUCUCUAAACAUCUGGAGGGCCGAGGUUGAGGAAGCCUGUUCUAUUGUGUGUGCAGGGUGGUCCCAACCCUACCUGGUCAACUCCCCUGGCAACACCUCCCCAGCUGGGAUUGGUUUACUGUCUGAGGUUGGGCGGGAACCUCCAGGUAUCCAGCUUGGGGAGGUGAAGCCAGGCCAAAUUGCCGGGAAUCGUGUGGGAUCAUGGGGCUGUGCGCGGCCACACAAAAGCGCCCCCCGUUUGAAGUGGGGAGAGGUCAUUAUCAAUUAAUCCAGGUGUGCAGUGUGGAUUCUUUUUUUGUGAUUGACCUGUGUUCACCUAUUGUAUGCAUAUUUAACUUGGGCCACUCUAGCCCAAGAGUGUAGAUUCCUAGAGAAGCUUUUCCAAGACAAUGACAGCUAUAAAAAUAUUCCAAAUGUAUUGUUUCUGCUCAUUAGGACCAUUGAUGGAAGCCCUUCUUUGAGACGCAUGACUGUGAUGAGGGAAAAGGGAAGGCGGCAAGCAAUCAGAGGUCCAGCUUUUAUGUUCAACGAGAGGGGCACAAGUCUUACGGCAGAGGAAGAGCGCUUUCUGGACGCGGCAGAGUAUGGGAACAUCCCUGUGGUACGCAAAAUGCUGGAAGAGUCAAAAACUUUGAAUGUCAACUGUGUCGACUACAUGGGCCAAAAUGCCUUGCAGCUCGCUGUGGGGAAUGAACAUUUGGAAGUGACAGAACUUCUGUUGAAGAAGGAGAAUCUGGCACGGAUCGGAGAUGCCCUGCUGCUUGCAAUUAGCAAAGGGUAUGUCCGGAUUGUGGAAGCAAUCUUGAAUCAUCCCGGGUUUGCAGCUAGCAAGCGGCUGACUCUAAGCCCGUGUGAGCAGGAGCUCCAGGACGAUGACUUUUAUUCUUAUGAUGAAGAUGGCACCCGAUUCUCCCCAGACAUCACACCCAUCAUUUUAGCAGCCCAUUGCCAGAAGUAUGAGGUGGUGCACAUGCUGUUAAUGAAAGGGGCGAGGAUAGAGAGACCUCAUGAUUAUUUCUGCAAGUGCAACGAUUGUACUGAGAAACAAAAGCAUGAUUCCUUCAGCCAUUCCAGGUCAAGGAUAAAUGCGUACAAGGGAUUGGCAAGUCCUGCCUACCUGUCUCUGUCCAGCGAAGACCCGGUUCUCACUGCUCUAGAACUCAGUAAUGAGCUUGCUAAACUGGCUAACAUUGAAAAGGAAUUCAAGGUAAGGCUUCUUCUUUUUUCUGUGCCUUCUCUGUGGGCUGCAUUGGCUUCGGUGGAUUAAAACACUUCACAUUUAUUUUCCCCUCGCUUUAUCUGUUCCUGUUAAUAUUGCUGCUGCGAUGUCUGGAUGUUUUUUGAAAACACCAUUUUGCUUUAAAUGAAAAUACUUCAUAAGCGCCGGGUGUAAUCAGAAAAAACGCAAUACUCCCCUUGGAAUAGAUGAAAACAGGUUUGUUCACUGUAACAGAACAUAAUUGUUUUUAUUAAAGUGCACUCUGUUGAAAUAAUGUCAUCUGAGCUACCAGAAGAAAAAGCAAGUGCUAGGUCCUAAAUGAGUAUUCCUGUUUCUAUUCACACCUCUAGAUUGUUGUUUACAAGUUAUAAAAGCUACGCACAUUUGUCAUUUCCCUCUCAGAAGGACACCGCUCAUUCAUCUGCCAGAAAUGUAUUAGUGUGCCAAGAGCCAGCUGUUAAAAUCUAUCCAGAUGUCCCACCUUUCUGUCUGAUGAUCAUCUAUACAUAUAAUGGAGUCGUAGCAUGCCGACUAGUCUCUCUUUUUCCAGAUUUUUCAUUAAUUGGACUCUGAUAAGCAUUACUCUGCUCUGCCCCUUUAUGAUGCCCAUGUUCUUAAAAUGCCUGAUGAAGUUACAGAGGAUAGCCCUAUCCUGAAGUAGGUCUUUCUGAAAAAAGAAACUGGGACGGUGGAUGCAGAUUGUAAACAAAAUUGGUUCUACAAAUGGCAAUUUUAUCCAGCUGCAGCAAACAUUUUAAUGGGGUCCUUCUGGGUCAGUGUUGGAUUCCGCUUCUCUAAUUAACUUUCCCCUAAAUUAUUGCGAGGAGGCGAAAGACACAUUAAUCUAUGAGGCCUGUUCCGAGCAGAGAGAGUUUUAAAGAGCUAAAUGUGGGUGGGCAGCAUGGGCUGGCAGUGAUGGUAUAUGGUUAUGUGGGUAUUUUAACACUGCAGUGCCAGACAUAAUGUACAACUUAAUAUCUGCUAUGGCACACUUCAGCUCCUUCAGUGGCCCUUCCAUUGUAGAUAGAAGUGCGGUGAAAAAUUAAACUUAGCCUUUUUGCAAGUUACAUAUUUUGUAAGCAUGGCAUUAGAUUUGGAUUUGAAUAGUUAAAUACGUAAUUACUUCAUCAUUCUGUUCAUUUACACAGUUUUGUAUUACAACCUCAUACCAAGGAAAGCACCUCAUCUUGUUCCAAUGCAUCCUGCAACACAGCAAUUUAUUAAAUUGUAGAUUUGUGAAUCUUUAUUUUAUACAUUGUACUGAAACUCUAAGAUGAUUUCCUGUUGUGUAGUGUAUAAUACAUUUGAUGCAUUGUUGUGUAGUGCAGAAAUACGUUUUUUCCUUACUUUUUAUUUUCUGUAUCCAGAUCUUCUGUAUCCAGAUAAAAUUGACUUAUUGAAGUUACAAAAAUAUUGUUUGAAGGAAGACUAUAAUCCUGGAAGUUGAACGUGUAGCUAUUACAGGCCAUAAUAAUCUCUUUCAAGGCUUGGCUCUACUAUCCCAGCUUCUCAUAAAGCAUGCAGUUAAUCGAAGUGUGACGUUGUAGUUUACUGACUGUAACUGAUCAUAGAUCAUAUUAUUAAUAGAACAAAGGUUUCUGGCGAAGGCUAGGAGAGAUAUAGACCCAAGCAAACAGUGGCAGCACCUAAAUACUAAGGUGUCAGUUUUGACUUGCACUUAGAAACUGCAGCAUUUACUGAAAAAGUGAUUGACUAUAUUGAAUUAGGCCUUUUAACCCUGUUUGAAACGGUAUAUCAUCAGACCUAUGUUUGUUCUUAUACUGUUCUUGUACUAUGUACCAACAGAGCAAAUGAUUCCAGCCCAUACAGUAGCAAAUUAAGACUGUAACUGCAUGUCAUAGUCUUUAAAUGACAUACAGUCGUACCUUGGAAGUCAAAUGGAAUCCAUUCCGGAAGUCUAUUCAACUUCCAAAAUGUUCAGAAACCAAAGCGCAGCUUCUGAUUGGCUGCAGGAAGCUCUUGCAGCCAAUCGGAAGCCCUGUUGGAUGUUCAGCUUCCAAAAAUAGUUUGCAAACCAGAACAGUCCCAGUUUGUGGAGUUUGGGAGCCAAAAUGUUCAAGAACUAAGCUGUUCAAAAACCAAGGUACAACUGUAUUCUUUAACGUAAAUUUGUUUGGGAAAAGUCUUCAAGAUAGGUUAGAAAAAGUAAAAUCCACACACACACACACACACACACACACCUCCAGUGCAUAUAAUUUGAAGGCACAGGAAACUUUUGGAAGUUCCACUGUCAAUUAAAGGCUAAGUAAAGCUGGUGAUGGAAUCUCCAAUUCCAUUCCAGAAGAAAGAAAUAGAUCUGUCUUUAACAGAUUCAAGAUUCAAGGCACAGAUUCAAGAGCUUGUUGUGCUUGUUCAAGGAUGGAGAAUGUGAGCAUUAGAAUGGGAUCAUUUGCAUCCCCUAAUGCUAGGCCUACUUUGUAAGCCACUAAUGUAUAUACAUAUGGGGCAGAUUGGUUUUUCUAUUCAGGCUUUGGUGUUAAUGUUACUUUGUAGGUUUUUGUGGGGUUUGUUUGUCUUUGUUGCUCCAUUACACUGAUGAAUUGCAUUAUACUACGAGAACCCAGCCCCUCAAGGCAUCUUACUGCUUUAUUUAUGAAACCCAGUUCCACCACUAAUAUUGGUUGCCUGUUGUCAACCCAUUUAACAAGUGUGCCUUGACGAACUGUGUUGCAGGCCAGGGAAAUCCUGAACUCCUUGGAGGAAGGGCUGGAUAAAAAAUUUAGUAAGUAAAUAAAGAUUUAAUUUUUUAAAAGCAGAACUUAAUCCUUUUAUUUUGAAUGGGACACCAAUACCUAUCAGCGUCCAAACUUGACAAAGCAAUCUAAUCAGCAACAAGGAGGAGUCAUCAACCACUAUCUCAUUUAGAGGGUCCAUUCACAAAACUCCAGUCUUCUUUAUAACUUUUUGGGAAGUUUUCAAACAUCUCUUACGUUUAUUUGCAACAAACAAUGUCAACCUGGCCAUGCAAUACAUAUCCUUAAGGAUUUUGGACGGCUUUUAUCAGAAGGUCUCAAAACUUUCUCGUGCAAUGUGUCUGGGAUAUGAAUUAUUUGCAAAUGUUAACAUAGAGAAAGGACUACUGUGUUGUGGUUGCUUGAGGCGCACAGUCAUUCGUUGCCUCAUAACUAGUGGGGAAAUGCUUUGAAAUGUAAAGUCUGGUGGUAGCAGACGGAGAUAGGUGGGGUAGACCAGUAUGAGGGAUGAAUCUGAAACCAUGACACUAGGAAGAACAAUGGCACCGAUGUUGUCAUCUGAAGCAAUGCAAUUGGUCUAAUGUAGAACUGAUUUUGGCUUCAGUAGGGAAAACUGAAUGGAAGUGAGAAUGAAAUUGUCUGCUGCUGCUUACCCUAUCCUGUGGUGAGAAGAGAAUCAAAUAUGAGAUAAUACCUUGCCUACAGGAUUUGAGAUAGAAAUGCCUGUUCAAAGCUAUCGGAAAGCCACAAGCUUUGAACAGAGCAUACCUUCUGACACUUCUGAAAGCAAAGCGAGAGACAGCGAGAAAGCAUAGAAUCGCGGGUUUUAAUUUGUUGUCUUGGUUUAUCUGAUUGUCCAGGAGGUUGCUUUCUUCAACAGAGUCUAUGGCUAAAAUGGGACAGAGAAGGAUUUUCCAUUCUAUAAUGGAUCAGGCUUAUCACUUGAAUCAUGCAGCCAUUCAUUACCGUUUGAGGCAGAGCAAAUGCAAUAGGUUUUUGCCUUCUCAUGCUGCAUAUCCCCACAUGCCUGGCAUAGAUGAAUUCCAGGGCUCUUAACUUAGGACUGUUGGCAAUUGUGAGGAAAUGCUCAUUCUAUUAAGGAUAUUGCAACUUUGCAAAAAAUUUAAACUUCUAAUUUGUUAAAAGAACAGCAGUUCUUGCUCAUUAGAUUAUCUCUUGUCAAGGAGAUCUAGCUGGCAUUAUUCUUUUAUAAAUGCUUUGGCAUGAUUGGUUGGACUUGAAUAAUGCUGAAAAAAUCUUGAGUGAUUAAGAAGCAAUACCAACACAAUGAGAUUUAUUUUUCAUGACUUGCAUCAGUCCUGAUAUUUAAAAUCCACUUUCACUACUGUAUCCUUGUCAAAGAUAGUAAUGUGCACACACACACACACACACAUUAAAACAAUGACUUUAAAAUAAUAAUAAUUCUACCAGCUAGAGCUGAAGCCUUUUUCUAGAAAAAUCAGAAACAAACAUAUCUGGAUAGAUUGAACACUAAAUUCUCUUCCCUUUUGCUAAAAUGAAUAUGUAAGGCACAUAGGAAGCUGCCUUAUAUUUAGGCAGAGCCAUGCUCUAUCUAGCUCAGUAUUGUCUGAACUGACUGGUAGAAGCUCCCUGGGGUUUCAUUUCUACCCCUAUUUAGAAAUUCAAAGCAGACACUCUGCUACUGAGCCAUGGUCCUUCCUCAUGCCAUGCGGCUUUUGCUGUGAUUAUUGACCCAUGCUUUGCCCAGUAAUGUCUAUUCUUAUACAUAUGAGUUUGAGCAGCUCUAACUCGGUAGCAAAGGUUUUAAGAAGAAGCCAGGGGUGCUUUCAAACAGCUUCCCAGGCAAAGGAGAAGCCUGGGUUUCCAGAUGCAACUCCUAUGGAAGAAAGUGAACAACGGCAAAAAUCUGACAAGAAGAUCAGUGUCACUAAAAAGUGAGCAAGCUGCCCUGAUUUCAACCGCCCUUUAGGACGGUUCUCUAGGGAGAUCGCAGCUAGUUGUCAUAAUUGCAUUCUUAUUUGCAGAGCAAGUUUAAAAUGUGUUAGACGCUUUGCAGAUAAUACCAUUUGCACUCCGAGAUUUGUGUAAUUGCUUAGUUGAGACUUGGUACUAAGCUUUAUAAUAAAUCAAGCAUAUGAAAGAGAGACCAGCAGCCGGGUCGAAAAAGAAACUGAGGUGCUCCUUACCCCCCACCGGGGACAUAGCUGCUUCUCUUUGAAAUUCUCUCUCUCAGUCCUGAUCUCUCUUUAGCUCAUGGGGUGGAAAACCUUUUUCUGCUCGAGGACAACAUUAACUUGGUGGAAAGUUGUCUGGGGGCGAGGUAUAUUCCAGCAGUGGGUGGCACUAGACUCAAAAGUACACCUUUAACACACACACACACACACACACACACACACACACACAAACACUCACUCUCUCACAGUUAGAUUUGACAUAUGUGGUAGUAAGAAAAAGAAAUAUAGUACAGUGCUGCUAUGGUUCUUCCUGGAUUAAAUGUGUGUGUGAUUUUGCGUGUGUUGAAAGCAGGGUCGGAGGAAGGGGGUGAGGUAGGAGCAGUCCGCCCCGGGUGUCACCACUGAGGGGGGUGACAAAAUGCCAGGCGGCACUCACCACGGGCCCUGCAGCGUGCCCAAGCCAUGCGUCUCUCCUAGAGAGCCAGUGUGGUGUAGUGCUUAAGAGCGGUGGACUCGUAAUCUGGUGAACUGGGUUCGCGUCUCCGCUCCUCCACAUGCAGCUGCUGGAUGACCUUGGGCCAGUCACACUUCUUUGAAGUCUCUCAGCCUCACUCACCUUACAGUGUUUGUUGUGGGGGAGGAAGGGAAAGGAGAUUGCUAGCCGCUUUGAGACCCCUUAGGCUAGUGAUAAAGCGGGAUAUCAAAUCCAAACUCUUCUUCUUCUUCAGGCUCCACGCUACCCCAAACAGUCCGCCCGCUGCCUCCGUCCCAGCUGUAGGGCGGCUGAGUUGGAGGAGGCAGGCAGACUCCCCCGCCGCUGCCUUUCCGUAGAGGAAGGUGGGGAGACGCCCCCAGGCACAGCUGAAGCCAGCCAACUUUCUCUGCUAGCUCCCUGACAGGCAGGCUUCGAAGGACAGCUCCCCUCCUCUGACAGGCGGGUGGGCGGGUUGCAAGCGUGGUGCUCCAAGUCUUGACACAAAAGAGCUGCUUAAAUGCUCAGGUGCUGAUUAGCUUCGUCUCCCUUUUCGAUGGACCCCUCAGGCCGCUCCCUCACAAGGUUGUUGCAGUAAGGAUAAAAUGCUCUAUCAAGAGUUGUCUUAGGUCCACCAUGAGUCAAGCUCGGCUCUCUGGCUUAGCCAUCUUGUCAAUUGAAAAAAAGUAGCAAAAGGAAUUGAUUUUGAUGAUGCGAUUUCAAAAUUUGCAGAGAACGAAGUUGGGGGGGGAGGUUUUAAGUGCUUAUGCUCACAAUAAACUAGAAAAUAACACAUGCAACUGUAAGUAUCUUAUUUUUCCUUAUUUUAAUAAUUUCAAUGGGGGGGUGACAAGAAAUUUUUCGCACUGGGUAUCACCUGACCUUGCUACGUCAUUGGUUGAAAGAGGCUUCUCUGCUUUUGCUAUGGAGAAGUAGUUCCAUGGGUAUUGUGCAAGAGGCAGCUGGGAAGAUGAGGAAGAUAGUGGUCUCAUCUCAUAAUUUUAUCACAGGUGUCAUUGCUCCGCCCCCUGCUAAAAGCUUCAGGUCCUGCAAGCAAUUAAGCAGAACCACUUCUUAUGGCUACCUGGAUGGAGUCAACCAUGUCACUUUAGCGUGUGCUGAGCUUGCACACUGACCCACAUAUACUGACCUGCUGCUGUCUGGUCUCCUUUUGCCAGAUUUGAGGUGGUGUGUGUUGAGCUACCACUGGUGAUUUACAGCACAAUCCUAUGCAUGUCCACUCUGAAGGAGUAAGUCCCAUUGAGUUCAGUUGGACGUACUCCCAGGUGAGUGUAGGAUUGCAGUCUAAUGCACGAGGUUGCCUCAGACUUUCUUAACUUUGCAUGGAUCUACUUGGCCCACAUUUUUAACAACCCAAGUUGAUCAUGUGGUUUUUUAAAAAAAGUUAAUUAUGUAUUGUAGCUAAGCCUUUUGAGGGACUAAGAAGUCACAACUAAGAAGGCAGGAAACAAAUGAAAUCAGUUCCUUAAUUUUAGAGUCUUCACCUUUCUGUAAUCUUAGGACAGGGAGAUAAUGACUUUUGAAGUCAUAGGUGUAGCCAUAGUGAUGCUGGCAACUCUGAGUUUUACGGUGUAUUCCUAAGUAAGCUCCAUUGAUUUCAAUAGAACUUACUCCCAUGUAAGUGGCAUAGGAUCGCAACCCUAAAUGCUUUUCUGAAAUAAGGAGGAAGUUGGGACAUAUUCGAAGCAAAGUUAUAAAAUGGGGCAGGGAAGAGAGAGGUCCAUGUAUUCAGCACUUCUGUAGUGAAAGCAACCAGGCACAAGACUUAAAUACUAAAAUUAACAGUGCUGAAAAGAAUUCCAUGAGAUUGGUGUGCUAAGGAGUUUCUGAACACAAGGACCAUAUUUCAGAGGUGACAGACAGUAAUAACAGAUUUACAGAGAGCCGUGGAAUGUAAGAGACAAAUGAAUGACAACUGGAGUAACAGAAGGGAGAGGUGAGAUAAUAAUGUGAUUGACUUGUACCCAUCAUAUGGAAUACUCUAGCAUCCUGCCCCGUGAACUGCUGCUCUUGAUUACUUUGGUCCUCUUGGACCAAAACCAAAUAUAAGAGCAGCCUUUACCAUACACUCCUCCUGUGAACCUACCGGGAUCUUGGCGAUCGUCAUCAGAGGCCCCUCUCUGUGUGCCCCUUCUGAGAAAUGUGUGGAGGGUGGUAAGAACUGGCUUGUUCAGUGGUUGCUCCCCAUUGAUAGAAUGCUCUCCCCAGAAGAACAUGCCUGGCACCAUCACUGUCAGCUUUCAGAUGCCAGGCUAAAACAUUCCUGUUUACCUAGGCUUUUGAUGGAUUAAUUUGGAUCAUAGCACAGUGUGAUUUUUGACCUGCUCAUCUUUCAGUUGGGUGGGGUUAGGUUCAUUGCUGCACGAGCACUUUUUAGAUAAACUGUUCUUUUAUGUAUUUGUUUUUUAAAUGUUUUUAAGCCUUGUGUAUUUAAUGGAUCUGUAAGCCGUUUUGAUGCAGCUUUUGUGGAAAGCCACAGUAAAUAGAAUAAAUCAUAACAAUUAAUAAUACACUAAUUUGAGGACCUGCAUAGCGCUGCAUUUGUCUUUCUUCCCUGUCUCAGUGUGCACAUUGGUAUCUGUGUUGCUAUGCAAAUUCAAGUAUCGUUUGAAUACCAUGUACGAAAAAGAGGGCAGAAAUGUGCAAUCCAGCCUAGACAGUCAUCUGCAGGAUGUACAUAUGCUAAAUAAAUGCGCAUUACUAAAUCAGUUCCACAUGAAUUGAUGUGACUCAAUAACUAUUGUCUGCUUUUUAGAAUGACUAUCGCAAGCUGUCUAUGCAAUGCAAGGAUUUUGUGGUUGGCGUCCUUGAUCUCUGCCGAGACUCUGAAGAGGUAGAAUCCAUUCUAAAUGGAGAUUUGGAGGCUGAGCCAGUUGAAACACAAAGGCACAGAGCUUCGUUGAGUCGUGUCAAACUGGCAAUUAAGUAUGAAGUCAAAAAGGUAAGUGACUGUCUCUUUUAGACAGUAUGAUACUGGAUGCAUUGCAUCAUAAACUGCCUGCGUCAAGAACCUUAAGCACUAUAACAGGGCUGUAUUGUAAACACUUUAUGGGUCCUGUCCUCUGGACAGGAAUAAUUCACUAAUGUCAAACUGAUUUCACAAUAAGGCAGCAGAGAGAUUGGCAUUUUUCAAUGAAAAUAAUAGGGACUGUCAUACACAAGUCAAUUAUUGUGAUGCAGUGUUCUCACGCAUGUGCAUGUUAUCCAUUAAAACAUCCAGAGACAAACAGCCACGUCUUGAUCCGUCUUCAGCAUAAAUAAAAAGACUGGAGAAAUCAUUCUGUAAAUAGAAAUGAUGUUAUAUCAUUAUGUUGUUCUUAACUGUACUGCCAUUCCACUCAACCUUCUCCCCCGCUGACCAUGAUCCAGCCACAGUUAAGCUCUUCUGUGUCCCAUUGAUUUUGUGUCUUCCAUUUAAAUUAACAGCACUUAAAAGUACUUCACUUUGUCUGGAUUGUGUGUAGUGUCAGUGUAAUGGGAGGUAGAUGCACCAGAGUACAUUAAAAAUGGCACUCACCUUUUGAAAGCUGUUACUGUUCUUACAACUAAUAGGUGCAACAGGCAGUUGCUUGCAGAUCGGAAGUGAUGUAUCACAUCCGCACAGAAACAGGCCUUGUUGGUUCCUUUUAGAAGCAUCACUGGCAGAGAAAGGGGGGUGCGCCCCACCCUGGGUAUCAUCCCGGGGGGGGUGACAUUGCUGCAGGCGGCGCCCCCCCGGGGACGCUCGCCGCCACCGCACCCCCCCGGGACGCUAGCCCCUAGCCUUGCCCCCAAGGGCACAGCAGCUAGCUCCGCCUCUGAGAAGCAUAUUUUAAGCUUGGAACGAUAAUGUUUGGUUAGAGUCUCUCUACAUAGGAAUCUGCUAUGACGUGAGAUAUGAUAGAUGUACAGUAUAUUCUAGGGGGUUCUGCUGACAAAAGUCUUUAAAAUAGCCACAGAAGCAAACUCUGUUCCAAGGGCAGUUUAUUUAUAUAGAAAACAGCCAUUAUAAAACUUCCAGGCCAGUGCUUUCUGGGUCUUAACGUUUACAGACAAUCACCUUGGGUCAUCACCUCUGAGAAGUAAUAAAACACAAAUGCUAGAGGACUACGGAAAGGAAGUGACACCUACAUUUAUUUACAUCUGAAUAGGUCUGCCUUGGUGGCCAUGCUGCCAGUAACAGCAAGCUUUUUCACAGCUUCUGUUAUAAAUCACAUUGUGUUAUAGUGAGCCACCUGUUAAAGCCAACCUACUAAAUAAGACUGCAGUGCAUAAAUUGGAUAGUGUUAGUUUCUUUAAACUCAUCCCUGAUUAAUAGAUACUUGAAUAUUUUCAUUUAUAUAGAUCACAAACUUUAAAAAUAAUCAAGGGUUUAUUAAUUAGAGAUGGGUUUAAGGAAACUGACACUAUCCAGUUCUUAUAUAGUAUAUCUCUGUGUUACAAGAGCUUUCUGAGACCAAGUGUGUUGUUGCAAUGCCUGUGAUUCCUGCACUCCACGGAAGCUUCAUUUUGAGCUCAUGCUUUACCUGUUCACGGUGCCAGUGGGGGCCAUUAAUUUAUGGGACCAGUGCAGGCUUUGUAGAGUGCACGGCUGGCUUCUGAAUGCUUCUGUGGCAUUUCUUCGGAGACAAGGCUCCUGCCUUCUGUAGAGUCUUGUCAGUGUGAUUCUGAUUUUGUAGUAGGCAGCGAAUCUGAAAGCAUGAGAGGUAGCUCUGCAGAUUGUUCAUAACCCGAAACUGAUGUGCAGAACUUCCCUGGAUAACUUGGAAAGCCACAAGUCUGCUUUUUAUUCUGCACCACAACAAAACAAAUAUUUCUAUAUUUCCUAGGUAUGUGUCCUUUGAACACAAAUCAACUGAUUAGGUUCUCUUGGGCUUUUAAAAACAUUGGAUCUUUAAGGAUCUGCUGAUUUUAUAAACUUAGGGCAACGUUGGAGAACCUCCAGGCUGUGGACCUAAUUCAGUCCUCCAAGCUCCUCCAAAUGACCCAUUAGCCAUUCCUAAUAAACUCCAUCUGCAUGUCAAUCUUGUGAUGUCAUUUGACAUCACCUAUUUAUCAUGUUGAUCUAUCCUACUUUCUGCUUUUUCUAGUUUUCUUUGAUUAGGCUUAACAAUUUAGUAUUUUACAUAUGCUUUAUAUAUUUUAUGUACAUUGGAAGUCUGGAAGAAAGUUCUAGAAACUGUUGCUCAGAAUAGCUGUUGUAUGUAUGUACCGCAAGCUUCGCUUUGCAGUUGCAGAGGAUUUACAGAAACUUGCUAAACGAGCUGACUUUCUAGUGAUUUUUACUUGGAGAACUCAGGUUUGCAAGGAUAAGGACUUCUGCACUUGAUUUCUUUGUAAGUUUUAAAUGGAAAAUACAGAUAAUGCUCAGGUAUUACGCUUAUAUUCUUCUCAAAAUAUUAAUGCAGCCUGCUGGGACAGUUCCUGUUAGGUUUUGACAGGAUUUAGCCAUAAAGGAAAAUAAAAUGGAAACACGGUUUUACUCAAGUCUUCGGGUUACGGGACUAAAGGAAAAAUGAGUUCAUUGGAUGGGGAAUUCAGCUGGUUGUUAUCAGGUUGUAAAAUGUUGGAAGUCUCUUGUAUUGUGGAAGUGGCUAUGUAAAACCCAGUUUGUUCUUAUUCAAUGGAUCUGCUCCUUGUUCAUAUGCUGAAUUAAAUUGAAGCUGGCUUAAGAAUAGUGCUAAGCUUAGCAUAGAGAUUGAUAAGAAAUAUUCUAGUUGAGAGCAUCUUUUGUGAGAGGCAAUGCAACAGAAAUUCCGAAGAUGUUACAGUAAGUAUUAGAAUAAGUAGUGACUGGAAGACUAUUAGUUCAUAGUCUCUUGAAAUGUUUAGGGAGAAGAAGUCAGGAAGAAAACAACAGUGCAGCAAUUGAUGCAAAUGGUGCUACUUUAGAGAUAGUAUAAUUUUAAAAGUACUGAUUUGGGGUAUAAGGAAGUGAAAGGAAAAUGGUUAGAAUCAGCUCUAAUGUGCUUCAAGGAGAAAUAUCCAUUGACAAAUGUCUCUUGUCUUCUUUGCUAAAACCUUCCACUGAGUUCCCUUGUCUGAAUUUUAUUUAUUUAUUUGUUUGUUUGUUUGUUAUUAUUUUUGUACAAAUGCCCAGCUGGGGGGGGGGGAAUAUAUGGAUGACUGGAAACAUGUUGCCAGUAUUUUUCUUCAUAUUUGUGAAUCAAGUAUUCUGAGUUGCUCUGCACUCUCCUAAGAGAUGCUGUGUUAAAAUUAGAAUUAAUAGCUGCAUUCGGAUGAUCAUAUAUUCGUUUAAUAAGCUGAGAUAGGAAUGAACCUUGAGCCUUGUGCCCUCACAUGCAGCCACCUUGACCUUGCAUUCAGGCAAGCCAGCAAACCAACCAACCAACCAACCAACCAACCAGGAAACAUUCAAGUUAGGUAUAGUUUCUUGCUUCAAUAGAACCAAAUAAUGGCUUCAGAAUAAGCAAGAAUAUGAAGCCAUUUUCAAACCAUGGCUUUGUCUCCUUGCAUGUUCCAAAGUAGUUAACCACGGUUUCAUGGCAUGGUUCAUGAAAUGGGAAAGUAUAGCUAACUGGAAAACAUCUUGGUCUGUUAGCAAAGGAUGGAGUGAAGUGGCCAUGAGUGGCUCGUUUAUAUCUUGGCGUAUUAAGCUAAAAUAUAAACAUCUAGAUAUGAACAUGUUGCUCUUAGACAAAUUAAUGGAGGUUAAAUAGCAAAUAGUAGUAGUAGUAAUUUAUAUCCCACCCAUCUCGCUGGGUUGUCCCAUAACCUUCACAAUUAGAAGAAGAGUGUCUCUGGCAGAGCAUCCCGACAUGUAUGUGGCUAGGCAGUAUUUGAAAAAGGAUACUAGGCCAGGUAGGCCCUAAUCCUUCUUUCAAAGUCAUUCAGGUUGGUGGCUAUCGCUAGAUUUAGAGGGAGAAAAUCCCACAGUUUAAUUAUGUGCUGUGUCACAGUAAGAAAGGGGUCAGGGGACUCUAAGGAGUGGAAAUGGGGAAUGCUAAGGUGUGUAUCUUGGCAGGUACCCAGUGAUGUCUACCCUGACACCAUCACAGCUGCAAAGAAUAGAUAGUUAAAAACUCUAAAACUGAUAUCUAAAGUCAUUUUAGAGUUGCUGAAGAAUUUACGCAUGCUGAAAGAUUUUCCCAAAAGAUUGAUGCAUGUGCUCAAGUGUGUAACUCAGCCACAUCUCUGAUUUUGGCUUUAUAUAACAAAACAUGCACAUUUAGUAAUUUCAGAGUUUUAACAUAAUUUUCGUCUCUUUGGUGCAGGAUGCAAGUUAGCUUGCUCCUGAAGGCUGCUUUAAGGCUUGUCCAUGCUUGCCUCUCCUUCUCACUUCUCACAGGCAUGCUCUGCACUUUAAAACACAAUGGCUGAGCACCCCCCUUUUUUUUGCUCCUGGAGGUUCCCCAUGAAAACCUGCUCUUUAAAGCUGGAUCAGAGCAAAUGGCAAUCUGUGGAAAACCCGAAAUGCUGUUUGCUACGAAUCAGCUUUAAAGAGUGGAUUUUCAUGGGCAAAGCUCCUGAUCAAAGAAAAAGGGGGGUGGCACUCAGAGCUUUAAAGUGCAGAUAAGUGUGGAUGAGCCCUUAAUCAAAGCAAGUUUAAAACUAAUCUUUAUGCCUUCCAAAUGUCUUGAAGAUUUGUUAUAUUGUGUAAAUGGCUAAUAAUAGCUUCACCUAUGCUGAACGUAAGUUAAAAAAAAAAACCCUUUAAAGCUAUUUUUGCUGGCAUUUUCAUAUUCAGAAUUCUGGGCACUUAUUGCUUAUUUGCAUGCAAAAAAACCCCACAGUGUUUUCCUAGCUUACCAUAUUGCUUAAAAGUGUUACCCAUGAUUAUACUCAGUGGCUGUGGAAUGCUGACUGGCAAUUGGGGACUGGGUGGAAUGGAAUAUCCUGGAAGAGAACAUGGCUAGCUGGUUGGCAUUCUGAAUAGGAGCAAUUCAAACAACAACAUUUUGUUGCAGGCCCACAUAUCAGGAAACUAUUGGCCUCCUGCCUUUAUUGUACAAAGGGCUGCCCGUUUUGUUCUGUGCCUUUAUGUACAACUACUGCAUUUUAAGCAGAAAAAUAUUAAUCACGUAUAUGAGGGACAUUUAAAAUGAAAUUCCCACUUGCACCAAGAAAGAACAACUGUUAAUAUUUUUAGUUUCUGAAAAAAGCAUGUUUCCAAUCUCAUUUGAGCCUGUGGAGGUGUUACUGUGAUGUUAGCAACUCUGCAACAUGCCAAAUAAACAAACCUAAUAAUAACAUAAAAUUGUAUGGUGAUAACUAUCUGUACAUUCAGGAGCCUUUCUUUAUAAAGUCUGAAAUAGCUUAUUCGAGGAAGCUUGUAAUUUAAUAUUAUUUUUAAGAAAUAUGCCUCAGAUUCAAGAGCAGUGGCGACAUGUGAAUAGGUUGCUAUUAUAAUUUUGGUAGCUGAUAAUGAAGCUUAAAAAAACCUAUUAAUGGAGUUAUAUCGGCAACAUCAUAAUCAGAAGGAGUAUUUUUUGCAAUCAUAAAUAUUUGCCAGUGAGAAUUCCCAUGUGAUUUAGUGUAUAUACAGGUGCUUGAUACAUACUGAGAGCCUGAAGUCUUUCUAAUUUUCAUAAUAUUAGAAAUAUUCCUCCAGUUCACAUGUAAUUUAUCAGGAAAAUCAAAACUGGGAAUGGUACGUUACUACAGUAUCUGCCUUGCUUGCCCUCAUCGUAUUGGUGGGUAGUAUUGCUUCAGGUGGACUUUGCUUUGAUACAUUGACCAUGAUCAGAAAUUGAAAAUGAAUCUGAUAAUGUUCUAGUCCACAAACAACUAGCAUUUCUUGGUCUUUAAGGUGCCAUCAGAGUCUAUAGUUGUUUUGGCUAUCACACAGCCCAGCCAAAUACCACUGGGAAAUGAAACAAUAGGCAUGCUUAAGCCUAUUGAUUUCAGUAGAAUCGAUAAACCUAAGUUUCCUGUGUGGGGUUGUAGCUGCUUGUUUCUUGUCAUAUAAAUUGGGUUGGAUUCAUAGGAACAGAAAAAGCUGCCUUGCACCAUUUAGCAUGCAGCUUUUGAUCUAAAGUCACAUCAGUGGUGGGAGGCUGGAAGAAGGAGACUUGCCAGGAGGGAUGGUGAAAUAUACUUGGAGUCGAGUGUGAAUUUCAUGCUCUUUAUUCAGCUCGUAGUAGCAAUGAAUGAAACUUUCCCCAAAAUGUCUAGCUAUAUACUGUAUACAUUAUUUACACAAUGGGCCCUGCACGAUUGGCUAAUUCUGGGCUGCUCCUGUAGGCCAAUCAGGUUGCGGAUUCACUUUAUCCAGGAGCCUGAUUGGUUGCUCCUGCAGGCCAACAGGUUGCUGAUUCACUUCCACCUGGAGCUGGAUUGGGUGGCUCCUUGCGGACCAAUCAGACUGCUGCAUUCUGGAUCCUAUUGUUCUAGGAUUCAGCUCAGUACAUAACAGAUGGCGAAGCCAAAAUGGAUGGAGGAGCAGAAGCGUGGGGGAACCCUCUUGAUGAGAGCAUUCUGUCCAUCCCUAAGCAGCCCUCUUGGUGGAGAGAGAGAGAGAGAGAGAGAGAAGCUGCUGGGAGAGUGAGCAGGAGUGACAGAAAUAGUGAGAGAUGAGUGGCCUCGCUAUUGUAUUGGCUUUAACUCUGCCUGCUGCUGGCAUGUGGCCCCAACAGAUUACCCCAGAGGAAUGUGAUUCUUGGGCAGGGAGGGAGAAAGUUCCCUCCUCUGAGCUACACCAACUAGCAACAGGCUCUCCGGGGUUUCAGCCAGGGUAUUUCAUCCAUACCUGGAGAUGCCAUGGACUGAAUCUGGGGCUUUCUGUAUGCAAACAUGUGUUCUAGCACUGCACAAUGGUCUUUCAAAGCUGCUCUUCCAAUCACAGAAGAGCUCUUCUAUAUCCAUCACUAGAGCUUUGUUUGAGAAAAGUGGAGGUAAACCCAAAGAUUACGUUCCCUUACACAACAGGCCAGUGUCUAAAGCAGAAGCAUGAGAAUUUCUGUCGUAUGUUAUGGCACUGUGCCAAUUCCAUAGGUGACUAUGACAGCAGUUUGUACGUAGCUAAAACAAAAUGCUGUUCAUCCUGAAGAGAGAACACCGUGUUUUCACACACACACUGCAUAAUAAGCAGUCUCUAAUUACUGCUGUUAAUUUAUCAUCACCACUGUAUCCAUGACAUACUGAAUCUCUCUAAUGGAUCAACCCAUGCCUAAUAUUUGCAGAAUAGCAGUAUUGGCCAUUUUCCUUCUGCCAGGGUUCCUUGAAUCUAACCCUGUGGUUUGGAUCCAGCUGUGGUUGCUACAAGGGGGAGAGUAAAUUCCCCACAUACACGUUUGACAUGAGUUGACAGUGGAGGCGGUACAUAGUAGAGAUAGUACUAUGUAAGCGCAUGACAGAAGUCGUUCACCCGGCUGGGCCGAACUGCAAUGCUGGCUUCCCGGCAGCUGUGUUGCUCCCACUUGCCAGGAGGAGAAGGAAUGAGUGGCGGGGAGGUUGGCUCACAGGCAGAGCCAAUCCAGUGCACCUGCCAUUGCGCCCACACUGCCUGACCUCCCUGCUGCAUUGCCGUUCCCUCUCCUCCCAUUAAGUGGCAAUGAGGCACCUUCUGGGAAGCAUGGUUAACUUGAUGAUCUCAGUAGGUGGUGCUCAUGUUGUGGUAACCAUCCACUCAGCCACUAUGCAGUUGCGAAGUGCUAGUUGUGGCACCUGCCACAUCCAUAGCCAGUUUCAAUCGCUGAAAAGCAAGGACAGGAAUGUGUCUAAAAUCCCUGUCACCACGUUGUGGUCACUGGCGAUUUGACCUAGUAACACAUCUCACCAGCUACCACUCAAUCCGAAGAGCCAUUUCUACUCACUGUAUUAUUCUGUUCAAGGGGAUGUGGGUGGCAUCGUGGUCUAAACCACAGAGCCUAGGGCUUGCCGGUCAGAAGGUUGGCGGUUCAAAUCCCCGCAACAGGGUGAGCUCCUAUUGCUGUGUCCCAGCUCCUGCCCACCUAGCAGUUUGAAAGCACACCAGUGCAAGUAAAUAAAUAGGUACCACUGUGGCAGAAAGGUAAAUGGCAUUUCUAUGCACUCUGGCUUCUGUCACAGUGUUCUGUUGUGCCAGAAGGGGUUUACUCAUGCUGGCUACAUGACCUAGAAGCUGUCUGUGGACAAACGCCGUCUCCCUUGGCCUGAAAGCAAGAUGAGCACCACAACCCCAUUAUCGCCUUUGACUGGACUUAACCGUCCAGGGGUCCGUUACCUUUUUACUUUACCUAUUAUUCUGUUCCCUGUUCCCUAACACCUCUACAGUGGCUAUAUUGGGGUAUAAUUCCUUUUCAAACAUGAAGUUUUUGUAUUGGAUGACCAUAAAUGGGCGAUUGCUUGUUCAAAAGAAUCUCACGCCAUGUGAAAAUCUUGUCCCUAAUGGAGAGGCAAAUUAUUAUAACCUCUUUCAGCAUCGUUCCUUUUAUUUCAUUUUAAAGUGGUCCUGUUUUGUUUUGUUUAGUUUUGUUUAAGAGCAUUUAUGCAUGGAAACGGUACACAGGAGAGGAUUGUGAAUUCACACUAAAAAGAAUAAAGGCUUUAUCCCAAGCAUAGUAAUGAGAGGGAGAAUCAUGAUUUCUAGCAUGCGGCUCCUCUGUCGAAGUAGGAAUAUGCUUGUAGCAUGAUCCAGUGUCCCAAUAGUUGUGUGACAGAAAAUUAUUCAUCAUUAUAUAAAGAUUUGACGGAAACUGAAAGGUUCUCUCAACUCUCAACUGAAAUAUCUCUUCUAUUAACAUGUUAAUGUUUGCACUAUCUGUAUUCUUAGGAAAUGGAAAAUGUGAGCUGUUGCAAUAGGUGCAAUAGAAUCUUUGUUCCUCCACAUGCUGCUCCAUCAAUCCAAUUUGCCAUGCUGCUUGGGGCUGAUGGGAGUUGGAGUCCAACGACUUAUAUUGGGGAGUCGGGCACAGGUUACCCAACCCUGCAGUGUAUUAAUUACAUGUGCUUCAGUAUCUGUGUAACUUGUUUUUCUUCUGUUUUCCCCACAGUUUGUGGCCCAUCCAAACUGUCAGCAACAGCUGUUGACCAUCUGGUAUGAAAACCUCUCAGGACUACGGGAACAGGCCAUAGCGAUCAAGUGUCUAGUUGUGCUGGUGGUAGCACUGGGCCUCCCAUUUCUUGCCGUUGGGUACUGGAUUGCACCAUGUAGCAGGGUACAAGGUUUUGUUUUUGGCUUUUUUGGUGUGUAAAUGAAUUUCAUUUCAGAAAGCCCUCUGUUGAAGUGAGAGACCCAGUCGUGUGCUGAAGGCCGUAUUCCUGUUUCUCUUGAUACCUUGCUGAAACCAAAUAAUUGCUAUUGUUAAUGUAACUGCGAUUACUCGUUUCUGUUACACCAGAAUGUUUUACAGUUUCGUAUCCUGUACUUCUGUUGGGCGAGUGAAUUUGGAGCAUGAAUACUCUUGUUACUAAAAGGAAGUAACACUCUAUGCAAAUCAAAUAAUGCUAAAGAUUAGUGAUUUAUAACAAGUUUCUAAACUAAAUAAAAUAGGUUAUGGCCGCUGUGCUUGGAUGACCUAGGGAAGAGGUCCUAUAUCUUCUUCUCUUCUCUCUUAUGAAGAAAAGCUAUCUCAAGUAUGAUCUGUAGGUACACGAGGCCAUCAUCUUGCUGAAGCUAACGAGGUCUGGUCAAUACAAGAGCCUGAGAACUGCAUGAAUACCCCCUUGGGCUCAAUGAUGGAAGAAAUGUAGAAUAUAAGUCUAUGAAAAGAAAAACACACACACACUAUAAGGAUCAGUAUGUGUUACCCAACAUACUGGUGGCCUCAUAGGCCUCCUGUUAAUGCUGCUUACUUGAGAUAAUAAUAAUAAUAAUUUAUUAUUUAUACCCCAGCCAUCUGGCUAGGUUUCCCCAGCCACUCUGGGUGGCUCCCAACAGAAUAUUAAAAACAUAAUAAAACAUCAGAUAUUAAAAACUUCCCUAAACAGGGCUGCCUUCAGAUGUCUUCUAAAAGUCAGAUAGUUGUUUAUUUCCUUGACAUCUGAUGGGAGGAGGUUCCACAGGGUGGGUGCCACUACCAAGAAGGCCCUCUGCCUGGUUCCCUGUAACCUCACUUCCCUCGCAGUGAGGGAACCCCUAGAAGCCCCUCAGAGAUUGCAACAGUGUGUGGGGUUGCUUUAGACCAAUUAAAAUGUAUGAAUCAAAACCUUUUCAGCUUUUGCACAGGAUUGCCAACAAUUUGGUGCUACUUUUCAUCAAAAUGUGAUUCCAAAACGGUUUACAAAAGCAUAAAAAUAUACAACAGUCAUUUAGGUGAAGGAUUCUUAAGUAUGGCUUUACAAUAGUUAAAUUGCAUGGAAAGAAGUAUCCCUAAAUUGAAAAUUAGCAUAAAAUAUGCAUUUUUGGCAUGUGCCAUGUUUGUUGAAAAUGAAAGCAUACAUUGCUUAAAAACAAAUAUAUUCUCCUUUGCUUUCUCAGCUUGGAAAAGUUCUCAGAAGUCCAUUUAUGAAGUUUGUGGCACAUGCAGCCUCCUUCAUUAUUUUCUUGGGUCUGCUGGUGUUCAACGCUUCAGACAGAUUUGAAGGGGUCACAGUAUUACCCAACGUGACAGUUACUGAUUACCCUAAACAGAUUUUUAGGGUUAAGACCACUCAGUUCAGCUGGACAGAGAUGCUGAUCAUGGUAUGGGUGCUUGGUAUGUAUAUAGCCUCUCUAUCUCAGUGUCAACCUGAUUACUUUCUGUGGCAUUCUUCGAUAAAACUGCUUUCUGUCAUAGCUAUUGUAUGCUGCUCCUGUACAGUGGAUUUAAUUCAUUAAUUCUUUCCAGGGGUCUGUGCGCACCCUGAAAAAUCUGUAUCCAGGGGCACAGAGCGCUUAUGCGCAUGCAUGAGCAGCAAAACCCGGAAAAAUACUUCCGGGUUUGCCACUUUUGCAACCCGAAGUUUACAUUACUAGAGAGUAACCCGAGGGUCUAUCGUAGUAGAUUUCUAGGCAGAGAUCUCACAAACAGAACUACCGUAUUUUUUGCUCUAUAAGACUCACUUUUUCCCUCCUAAAAAGUAAGGGGGAGUGUGUGUGCAUCUUAUGGAGCGAAUGCAGGCUGCGCAGCUAUCCCAGAAGCCAGAACAGCAAGAGGAAUUGCUGCUUUCAUUGCACAGCGAUCCCGCUUGCUGUUCUGGCUUCUGAGAUUCAGAAUAUUUUUUUUCUUGUUUUACUUCUCCAAAAACUAGGUGCGUCUUAUGGUCUGGUGCAUCUUAUAGAGCAAAAAAAUACGGUAAUUAAAACUAAGCAUCAUUAAUGGUUUAGAGUAGGGCUUUCCAGACUUUUCAUGGUGGUGACACACUUUUAGACAUGCAGCAUUUCGCGACACAGUAAUUCAGUUUUACUAGCAAACUGGAGGUUAAACAAACCCCUUUGUAACCCUGGGAGGAGCACGGGGAGCAUUCACACGACACACCUACACACUGCAGCCGACACACUAACGUGUUGUCAUGACACGCAGUUUGGAAAGCUCUGGUUUAGAGAGUGCUACUCGUAAAACGUAUAUUUUUUGAAACAAAGAGCUGGUGUAAGGUUUUGUCGCAAAAAUCGCAUCAGACUUCUUCCCAGUGACCUUAGAUGUUCAAUGCAAAUUACAGCAUAUGUGUUGAAUACCCAAGGGAUCUGGGAAGAAGUCUUUCUCGCUCCAGUAAAUAAAUAAAUCUCACUACAACUUAAAGAGAUAAGAGAAGCAACAUGAUAGGCAGAUAGAUCAGCUAGCCAAAUCUAUAAUGGCUGUGUUUCUUAAUUUAGACUGAACUGAAAAUCUCAAGAGUUUAGUUAAAUAAACUCUGGAGAUUGCACAUCAUUUCCCCAUAGCCUGGGAGUGUCAAUAGCCUUGAUCACUGAUCCCUAGAGCCUUAAAAUAACUCUGGCAUUUUUAUUUUGCUCUUUCAGAGACCUUAUUGUAGAGGACUAAAAAUAAUUUAAAAGUUGUGGGCUGCAACCAAGUCAAAUUCAGAGUACAGCCGUUAAAAUAAACCGGUGUUAGACAAAUCUGUUGAUUUCAAUGAGUCUAUUGUAUGUUGCUCCAGUAGUCUUAUUCUGCAUAUGUCUUAUUCGAAUACUACCCUGUACCUGUAUGCCUUUUCAAUUUCAUUAACAUUCUCUUCAAGUUCAUAUAAAAUGAACAUCCUAUCUAAAAUUGUGGAGGUCUGUUUGUUAUGUACUGAAGUUCUCACCCUGGGCCAGCAGGGGGAUACUGUAGAUAGCUUUCACUCAGGUCCACAUAUGCAGAUAAGUGAUUGAAAGUGACGUUCAGUGAUUGGAUAGUUACAGAAAAUGGUUACUGUUGCGUUCUAGUGGUGCUCUAUAUAAGCAGUUCAGUUCAGUUCAGUUCUGUUGUGGCCUGUGCAGUGGCGUAGCGUGGGGGGUGCAGGGGGGGCCGGCCGCACCGGGCGCAACAUCUGGGGGGGGGGCACGCUCGCACUCGCAGCUCUCUGCCCCUACCUGGCUCACUCACUCUCUCUCACUGCAGUGCUGGCUGUGCGGAUCCGAUCCGAGCCGCUGGGUCGCCGCCCACUGUGGAGGGGGUGGGUGCCAGGCGUGCGGUGCGGAGAGAGAGCGAGGGACUAUCUGGGGGAGGGACAGUGCAGCGGCCGCCCAGCGCAGCGCUGAGCGCGGAAGAGAACCACACCAGACCAGACCAGGCAGCAGCAAGAAGAAGCUGGCAGCGGCGGCAGGUUAGGGGUUAGGGGGCGCAAAUUACUUGCCUUGCCCCGGGUUAGGGGGCGCAAAUUACUUGCCUUGCCCCGGGUGCUGACAACCCACGCUACGCCGCUGGGCCUGUGAAUAAACAAGAGCUGUUUGAAGAAUUGCUGUGUCGUCUGAUAUGUUCACCCACAACUUAACACUGUUCCCUUAGCACAAUAGAAUGCCAGAAAAUUUCAGAGCACCUGAAUCUUCCAUUAGACAUAUGAGUGUGCAUACACACAACACCCCACAUAUACUUUCUCUUUCCUUUUCUUCCUGUCACCUUAAGGUGACCCGGCUGCUCCCAGGCUAGAUGACUGAAUGGAAUAAAUCCAUCAAUGCUGAGCAGCAGUUUCUCUUCUGCAGGUGAGAAUAGGGAAGUGUUACUUUUUCAGGUAGUGCUCAGGAGGGAGGCUGGAAUACUUCCGCCAAGCAGCUGCUGAAGAUUACCUACCUCACUUUCCUGCAAGGACUAACCUAAGUCUGGUAAUCAAGAUAAGAGCUCAGAUAAUCUGAGUGUGAGUUUGGGUUAGAUAUGCAGAUUUAUAUGUCUUGCUUGUAUUCCACUUUGUGCUAACAUUUCACGAGGUCUGUUACACCAGUAAUAUUGCAGAAUGGGCCUAUGACCCUGUACAUAAAUCUAGUGUGACAGGUGAGAUCCUUGCAGUUUUCUGCAUGGAAGUGGCUUUCAAGUAUGGCAUGCCUUGUGUAAAGCAGCUAAGAAAGGCCGAAACCAUUUUCACUUGUACAAUUCCAUUUCUGAAGUCAGUCUCGCAGAGUUCAGCGGCUUGCUGCCAAGUCAGUGUGUAGCAGUCUGCAGUCUUCACUGUGUUUUUAUUGCUUUUCUGGUUUUUAGGCAUGAUGUGGUCCGAGUGCAAGGAGCUUUGGACAGAAGGACCCCGAGAAUAUAUUUUGCAGCUGUGGAACGUUCUGGAUUUUGGGAUGUUGUCUAUUUUCAUUGCCGCUUUCACAGCAAGGCUGCUGGCCUUUCUACAGGCUACAAAAGCACAGCAGUAUGUGGACAACUUCAUUCAAGAGCCAGACCUCUCUGAAGUCACACUUCCACCAAACAUAGAAUAUUUUACUUACGGCAAGUCAAAGAAAUGUUUUCGUGUCUCUAGUAUAUUAAAAUGGCUAGCAUCCUUUUAAAGGAAUAGCAUGAGGAAUCAUAGAAUCACAGAAUCAUAGAGUUGGAAGAGACCACAAGGGCCAUCGAGUCCAAUUAUCACAGGAGAUGCUCACUCAGUGGAGCACAGCUGCAACAAUAUCAUCCUAGCAGCGGCAUUGCUAUUACUUACUGGGAGGGACAGGGUAGAUUGGGUCUACUGGCACAGCCCCACAGCCCCCACAUUGACCCUCCCAGUAAGUAAUAGCAAUUCUGCUGCCACGAUGCUGUUGUUGCAGCUCUGCCCCACCGGGUGAGUUGCACCUGUAACCUCAUAUAACCACCCAAGCAUACUUGGGACGCAGGUGGCGCUGUGGUCUAAACCACUGAGCCUCUUGGGCUUGCCAAUCGGAUGGUCGGUGGUUUGAAUUCCUGUGAUGGAGUAAGCUCCUGUUGCUCUGUCCCAGCUCCUGCCAACCUAGCAGUUCAAAAGCACGAUAAAUAGGCACUGCUGCAGCAGGAAGGUAAAUGGUGUUUCCAUGUGCUCUGGCCUCCGACACGGUGUUUCAUUGCUCCAGAAGCAGUCUGGUCAUGCUGGCCACAUGACCUGGAAAGCUGUCUGUGGACAAACGCCGGCUCCUUCGGCCUGAAGCGAGAUGAGCACCACAACCCCAUAAUCGCCUUAGACUGGACUUAACCAUCCAGGGGUCCUUGACCUUUUACCUUUACCUUUACUUUUUUGAGCCCAGUACAAACUUAUAAAACAAGCCUCCUCCUGAAGAUGCUACUCCUUGCAUAUGACCUUAUAAAUCAUGAAAGAAAAGUUUUGAUUUUUCUUCUGCAAUUUCAUUUAAUACAUUGAUCUCCACCCGUUGGAUCUCUUCUAUCAUGUCCUCAAACAACUUUCUAUUUUUUUCCUAUUUUUGUUUUAACAGCAUCCAGCUUGAAGAAGAGUGUUACAAAGCUUGGUGUCUGUUUUGCAACUUUUAAUAAAUAAAUAAAUCCAAAUAAAUAUAUUAUUCUGUUGAAGUUUUGAAGGGCUACAAACAUUUGAUAAGUAAAUCAAAUCACUUUAAAGCUUUCUGGCCUUUUUCAUCACAAAGUCAUGAAUUAUUUCCUCCAAAUCAACUUCUCUUACAAGGUCGUGGUGAAUUCGAAUUACUCAAAAAUAUCUAUUCAGCGCUAUAAAUAUGUAUCUUUAUCAAGAUAUAUGAAUAUAGAACGGCCAGAUAUUUUAUUUUUUUAACAAGCAAUAAAAAAAUACACAUAAAGCAACAGUUUCUCAUUUAUGUCUCUUUCUUUCAGCUCGAGAUAAAUGGCUUCCAUCUGAUCCGCAGAUCAUAUCAGAAGGUCUUUAUGCAAUAGCUGUUGUGCUUAGCUUCUCUCGAAUAGCUUAUAUCCUGCCUGCGAAUGAGAGUUUUGGCCCAUUGCAGAUUUCCCUUGGAAGGACCGUAAAAGACAUUUUCAAGUUUAUGGUCCUUUUUAUUAUGGUAUUCCUUGCCUUUAUGAUUGGGAUGUUCAUAUUGUACUCCUAUUACCUUGGAGCCAAAGUAAACGCAGCAUUUACGACGUAAGUAAUGCAUAUGAAAAAAGGACAAAAGUUUUGCAUCCUCUUUGUGGUGGAGGCUGCUGGAAGUUUACAGUACAAGUUAGUUUACACAUGCAUGUCCAACACAAUAACUUGUCACUCAGUUCAUUUGAAUGGAUUCAGCUGAUUCUAGCUUCUCCUCUGCCCCCUCCUACCCAUAAUUGCCUAUCCCGAGAGUAAAUGUUACUGAAUGUAUUUGAAUUGCAGUUAUUAUAUAGGUAUAACCAGGUGCAUUAUGUAGUCAGACAAACUAUUUAACAUUCUUAUGUUGUUUUUUAAAAAAUGAAGCUUACAGGGCAUGUGAUAUUGAAGAUUUGUAUGAAUGUACAGCAGAUUGAGAAUGGUAUACCAUACAGUCACUCAUAUAAUAACUGGAUUUUUUCCUGCAAAAAAAAUGCCAAAUCUACACCAUUCAUGGACUAAUGCAUUUAUAGUUGGGGCAUGUAAUAUUGCACAUGUGUGUCCACUGCGCAUGCUAUAAUACGCAGUGACAUAUAAUAAUCAUGCAUUUUUCAUAAAAGCAAGCAAUUGUUAUAAGAAUCACUCUGUGCUAUGUUGAAAUAGCUGUGCAUGCACACACAUGUACAUUUGGGGCUUUUAUAUAUAAAAAGUGCAAGUCUGUUGUGACAAGUUGAGCUAUGCCUCUGCACUAUAUUUCAUUUAAUUUUUGCACAGUUUGCAGGGAGUUCUAGAGAUGAUGCCAUUUACUUUAUUAAACAAGUAUCUAAUCAAAGUUGUAAGGCAGCAUCCUGGUUUACAAGGAUAUAAAAAAUGGCAAUACACCACCACUUUCCCCUGUCAAACUUAAUUCUGUUAAUACAGCUCACCAGCCGCAAACAUAAUUGGCAAUAUGCAAAAAAGCCACAGGGGAAUCAAGUUACCUGAAAACAUUUUAUGUUGCGAGCAUCUUGUUUUGAUUAAAUGUCUGCACUAGGAUCUUUGAAUCAUCUACUUUUAAACAAAACAAUUUACAAGUAUUUAUAUUUGAAUUCAUUAACAUACCAUGUUUUUUUCAUACAGAGUUGAAGAAAGCUUUAAGACCUUAUUUUGGUCAAUUUUUGGCUUAUCGGAGGUCACGUCAGUUGUCCUCAAAUAUGACCACAAAUUCAUUGAAAAUAUUGGCUACGUGUUGUAUGGAAUAUACAACGUAACAAUGGUUGUGGUUUUACUCAACAUGCUGAUUGCCAUGAUCAACAGCUCCUAUCAAGAAAUUGAGGUGGGUACUUUUCUGCUUUAUUUUGCCCACCCACCUUGCAAAGAUUUGUUCUGUAUGUACUGUUUCUCAGCUUACCAUAACUUCUUAGAACAGGCAUAGGCAACCUUCGGCCCUCCAGAUGUUUUGGACUACAGUUCCCAUCAUCCCUGACCACUGGUCCUGCUAGCUAGGGAUCGUGGGAGUUGUAGGCCAAAACAUCUGGAGGCCUGAAGGUUGCCUAUGCCUGGCUUAGACCCUAAGGUAUGUUAACUUAAGAAAGUUCAUGGGAAGAAAGCUUUCCCAUUUCCUCUUCCUCCCUUCAGCUACUGUCACCCCCCACCUAUAAAGUGUUGUAAAAAUAAAGAUAAUGCUGUCAAUGGCUACUAGGCAUGAUAGUCAGAAACUGUAUGCUUAUGAAUCCAUCCAUCCAUCCAUACUCAGUGAUCUAAGCCACUGAGUCUCUUGGGCUUGCUGAUCAGAAGGUCAGCAGUUCGAAUGCACGCAACGGAGUGAGCUCCCGUUGUUCUGUCCCAGCUUCUGCCAACCUAGCAGUUUGAAAGCACACCAGUGCAAGUAGAUAAAUAGGUACCGCUGUGGCAGGAAGGUAAACGGUGUUUCUGUGUGCUCUGGUUUCCUUCACGGUGUUCCAUUGUGCCAGAAGCGGUUUAGUCAUGCUGGUCACAUGACCCGGAAAGCUGUCUGUGGACAAACGCCGGCUCCGUCGGCCAAAAGGCAAGAUGAGCGCCACAACCUCAUAGUCGCCUUUGACUGGAUGUAACCAUCCUGGGGUUCUUUACCUUUUUUUACCUGCUUAUGAAUACCAGUUGUUGGAUACUUCAAUGGGGGAGAGUCGUCUUGUGUUUGGGUCUUGCUUGCAGGCUUCCUGUAGGCAUCAAAUUGGUCAUUGUGAGAACAAGAUGCUGGACUGGACAGGCCAGUGUCAUGAUGCAUGAUUCUGAUCGGCUGCUCUUGUGACUGCAGGCCCCUCAUAUAAAAAUUAAUAGUGAGAUAACUUCACACUCCAUUUCUGUACAUAUUUAUUUCCAGCGUUUAGAUACUGCCCCAUCACAAAAGAAUCCUUUGGGAGGUUUACAAGUGAAAAUUAAAACCAUAAAAUAUAAUUAUAAUUCAUCUCUGUGUUAAUAAGAACAUAGGAGAAGCCCUGAUGGGUGAGAGCAAAGGUUAGAUUUUCAAAUUCUCUGUAAGCAUAACAUGUUUUCCAAAAUUGAAUAAAUACAAAUGUGCCUGAUUUGCAUAAUUAUUAUGACCUGAGUACCAGGAAAUAGGAGAUUUACUGUAACAACAUAGACACCCACCCCUCCACCUCACAUAAUUAAUUUUGUGAUUCUGAUAAAUAAUUAUGUCACAUUCUAUCAACACAGUCAUCUUUGCUGUGUCAACAGGACUCUGUGGUGCUGCCGAUUACAUUAAUAUGAAAACAAAUACUAAAGGGUCUUUAAAACCUGAUUUAUUGUAACAUAAGCUUUUGUAGAUAUCUUACUUGUUAAGAUCCAGGAAGUAUCAAUUUCAGUUUGAAGAUAUAUCCAUGUAUACUAGGUUGGAUCAAAACGUGCAUUUCUGUGAACAGAAGGAUCUCUACUAAGCAGACAGUCUUGCUAACAAAAAGGGGUGUGAGACCAUUUUUGCCAGUCCCCCCCUCCCAUAUUUAAAAAGGUUAAUAUCUGGUAAGAGUUGGUGAAAAUGCAUUCUGGGAGUGUGUUAUGAUGACUAAACUGCAUUUCCAAAUAUUAAUUAUUCAGCGUGUAACCUAAGCAUCUUUUUCUGCUUACCAUAUUUAAAGCUUGGUUCUAAUCCUAGGUGCAUAUUAGAAAUACGUAGGUGUUUAUUCUAAAACAGCCAAGGCUGUACUUAACAUCUGCAGGGUGUCAGAUUUUCAAAGAGGGCUAAUGUGUGUUACUUAAUCAAUUACUGAUAGCCACAUUUUUUAUUCCAGAAAGCGCCUUAUUCAGCAGGACUGCAAAACACAUCAUUAAAAAAAUUAAUCAUAUCAUCCUGGAUGUUUAUGUUCUAAACACAGUGCAGUUGAAAUAGAUAAUAGUAUAUUUUACAUGUAAAUAAGAUGUAAGCAUGCUUGGCAAAUAACUCCACUAAUCUUGGUUCUCAAGAGAAACUUCCAGCGCUGUAGUGUUAUUUUUUAGUAUCCCGAAUAAAUAAGAAUGUUAUGCAUCCUGGGAAAUUCGAAGAAAGUUCAGUAUGUUUUCAGACUAAUUGACUGCUUUCUUUUUAAUUUUAUUGAUUAGAUUUUUAUCCCACUCUUCUUCUAAGGUACUUAUUGCCCUGUACAUGUUUCUCCUCCUCUGUAUUUUAUCCUCACAACUCUGUGAAGCAGGUUAGGCUGAGAGUGAUUGGCUCAUGAUGAUCCAGUGAGCUUUGUGGCUUAAUGGGGAUUUGAACCCCAGUCCCCACUGUCCUGGGCCAACACUCUUAUCGAUACAACACUGACUCUUCAUAUGUUGCAAACAAUGGUAUUUUACAGUGUUGAACCUCCUCAGACCAUUUCUUCAGUUUAGCUGUGGGGAACACGUCCAAAUAACUCUGCAUUGUUAAUAGGUUUAUUUUUAUUACUUAGAAUUAAAGCUCUCUGUAUUGCAUUAUCCAGCUCUUGAAUGACUGGGGGUUUCUAUUCAGAGCAACAGAGUUUCAGACUGAAAGAAUCCCCCCAAGAAAUUUGUGUUCUGGCAUGGGGCUUGUGUUGUUGUUGGUUUUUUAAAAAAUCCUACUAGGCAUGGCUAAAUUUGUGGAAGUACGUAAGUCACUCUUUGGAUAUCAGCCAUACUCUUGUUUUGUCCCAAGAGUACUGAAAAGAAGACGACGAGAUUCAAGGACUUGGGAGUCAUAGAAUAUAGUGGGGGGGGGGGAGGAAACAGGUUGGAAUCCUAAGCAUACUUAUUAGGAAGUAAGUCUCAUUUUAUUCAGUACAUCUGGGUAAAGAUGUUGAUGAUGAGACGGAGAGAAUUGGGAAAAGGUGAACCUUUGACACAACAAAAGUGAAUAUUUAAUGCCAGCAGUAGCAGCCCAUAACCAGGAGACUCCAUACUUCAGAAGAUUGCCCUCCAACUUGUGGAGGGUGUUCAGAACAAGGAUGCUAUGUAUGUGGAGCUACGGUGCUAGAUCCUGCAGAACUUCCUCCCACCCCGGAAUGUUUACUGAACAUUACCAGAGAACACCUGAAGUGUGAGCACCACUGGAUAUGCCUAAACCCUGCCACUUCCUUGCAGGAUACUUCAUAUGAGUCACUGGAGAACAAGUAUGGCUUGAGAGACUUUGGUAAAGAAAGAGGAGGACUCUGUAAUCCUGAAGAUCAGAAUGUGGUGUGAUAACACUUGUGCUUCUCAGUAAACCUUGUUUUACCCAGGAGACAGAGCAGGGAGUGUACAGUGGUACCUCGGGUUAAGUACUUAAUUCGUUCUGGAGGUCUGUUCUUAACCUGAAACUGUUCUUAACCUGAAGCACCACUUUAGCUAAUGGGGCUUCCUGCUGCUGCCGCGCCGCCGGAACCCGAUUUCUGUUCUUAUCUUGAAGCAAAGUUCUUAACCUGAAGCACUAUUUCUGGGUUAGCGGAGUGUGUAACCCGAAGUGUAUGUAACCCGAAGCGUAUGUAACCCGAGGUACCACUGUAGUCCUUUGUUCUUCCUUCUUUCUACUAGUUAUUCACUGCUGUUUCUGUUUCUUGCCUCUUCUCUUCUCAUCUUUUUUAUAAUUGAAAUUGCUUGUUUGUUAUUCAUGUUUUUAUCCAGUAAGGCACUUUAUGUGUCCCUGCACAGAAAAGUGGGGUAAAAAUAAUGUGCAGUCGAAUAAGACCAUUCAUAAAUAAAUAAAUGGACAUUUCUUUGUUCCCAAUGUAGGAUGACAGUGAUGUGGAGUGGAAAUUUGCUCGCUCUAAGCUCUGGCUAUCAUACUUCGAUGAUGGGAAAACCCUGCCGCCUCCAUUCAGUCUUGUCCCAAGUCCCAAGUCUUUUGUUUAUUUCUUUAUAAGGAUCAUUAAGUUAUUUAAGUGCAGGCGGAAAAGACUGCAGAAGGAUAUGGAACUGGGAAUAGGCAACUCAAAAUCCAGGGUAAGUGCAAAUCAGACUCACUCUGUUUCAUGGAACAUUAUUUUUUUAAGCUUUUGCUAUUUCUUGAACUCUAAGUAAUGGUUUGCACUGAUGAAGUAUGCAUUGCUGAUCACAUUCUAGGGUCUUUUCCAGAUGUUGUUGGACUACAGCUCCCAUCAUCCUUGAUAAUUAGCCAUGCUGACUGGGGCUGAUGGGCAUUGGAGUAUAGUAACAUCCAGAGGGCCACAGGUUUCCCACCUCUGGUCUUCUACAUAGUAGGGAAAGAACCAAAAUAUGGAAUAAUGAAAAUAACCAAAGUAUGUCUGCAUCCAAUCUCACAUAGAGAAAAAUGCCCCAUUUGAGGGAGAUUGCUGGUGAGAGCUGAAUUGUAAGCUAUAUCAUGGAAAACUGAUUGUACCCCACAAGAAAACAGAUGUAUAUGGGGCAUUGCAAACAAAUAAGGCCUUUUCCCUUUCCAGUAAGCCCCUUUUGUCAUGCAAUCCCUGUGGCAUUAUUGGGUGAGUUAGCAGAAUCAGACCUUGCUAUUGCGAGUGUGUUAUGGGGGGGGCUAUUGGAAGCAUCCUCUCUCAUUCAGUUCCAACAUACCUUUUCUUUCCAGGGUUAAUUUCUGGCAAAACCAGAUUCCCAGUCUCUGGAAUAGUUUAUAGGGAUGCAUGUGUAUCAGAGUUGGCCCGCCUUGGGCAGUGAAAUUCUGCAGAGUGGCACCCCUGCUAGCGCACUGUCCCUGCUGACACAUGACCCUGGUAUGCGAGGCUUUGGCAGAGGGGCAGUGGCAGAAACAUCUGGUUUCUCCUCAAGCUGUGAAAUGGGCUGGCCUGGCCUAGUGUGUGUGUGUGUGUGUGUGUGUGUGCGCGCGCACACACACACAGAUAUAUAUAUAUAUAUAUAUAUAUAUAUAUAUAUAUAUAUCACUUUAAACGAUUAAGUAGCUGAAGCAUAGGAGAGAUUAACAGUGAGAAUAACAAGCUCCUUCUCUCUGUUUCAGUUUUGUCAGUAUUCCUUGCACUGUUGUUUAUUUUAAUACGAUGCUAAAUUAGUAAUACGAUGCACUGUUGUUUAUUUUAAUACGAUGCUAAAUCUUAAAUUAGUACGUUAUAAUAGUUAACUUCUCGAAUCUUCUUUAGCCUGGCCACAAGCUCAGCGCUUGGGGAGCUACUAGCCAGUGCAAGCUAGUCUUUAAGUGUGUGGAAUGUUGAAUUUGUCUUCCAUACUUGAUUCCAGUUCAAAGAAUAGGUAAAAUACAUAUUCUUAUUUGAGCACAUCCUUGAAGUUGAGAAUAAAUACAUGCACAAGUAGUUUGUGGAAUUACAGCUCAGCUUGCUUCUUUCAGAAUGUUUUUGCAUAAAAAUAUACAUUUCUGUAAUCAGUUAGUAAUAAAGCAAUGCCAGAUUACAGUUGCAAAUUCCAUGGAAAAUAUUCUGAUUUUAGAUUUAUUCUUUCCUAGCUCAAUCUCUUUUCUCAAUCCAACUCGAGGGUUUUUGAAUCACACAGCUUUAAUAGCAUUCUCAAUCAGCCAACACGCUAUCAGGUGAGUAGUUAGUUGGGCAGUACAUGCAGCCAUGAUUAUCUAAAUAAAUUACAAGUUUCCAUGCAGCUCUGAAGUUGGACUGCCAAUUCACAAACAAAUAUUUUGUGACAGAUCUGUUAAUAGCUUAGCACAGAGCUUGCAGGAAGGAAUCAUUUUCCUGCUUGCUGCUAUUUUCACUGCUCUGAUGCCAAACCCCCAAAUGACUUAUUAAAACUUGGGUGAGUUUCGAGGUUGUGUGGCAGAAACUGCUGGGAGAAAAUGCUGAGAAAUGUGCCAGCAAAUUUAUUGCUGAUAAGCUGCACACCCCUGGACUGUAGCCCACAGUGAUUUCACUCAGGAAUAUUCAGUUAAUUAAUUGAAUGGUUCAUUUUAAUUAAUUGACCUAAUUCACGAGUAAGUGCAUUUUGUAUAUCUGCAUUAUGAAAAACCUUUAGAACCAUCAAAAUUUCAGAUUCUCCAAGUGUGUGGCCAAUACACCAACCACCCAUAUACAAGAGGGAAGUAUUAGAAGGCUCGGGAGAACAUAAACAUUUGGAGCAGUGUAACAGCUUUUUUUGGGGGGGGGAGCCCUAAGGGUAGCAGGAAAACAUUAAUUUUUUUUAACUUAGUGAGAACAGAUAAUGCUCAGAGGCUGCCAAACCCUUGACAAUUGGUGGUGGUGGACCCUGGAAAAUCAGGGGGUGAGGAAUAGAAUGGUGUGUUCUGGAAAAGGGGCAUGCUAUGUGACUGGAAUUCUAAACAGAAACACUGUGUAUGCUGUAACAUUGUGUUGCAAGCCCAAUUUGUAUUAUUAAAUGGAGAAUGGAACAAUUUCAGUUGUAAAACCUUAGAUUUGGCUGAUCAAAAGCUGGCACAGAAGGCUGAAAAGGUUAAGGCAUAGGAUGUGCUUUUGACUGUCUUUCUCAAAGUCCAGGCCUGCGGGUUCAAAGAAAAACGAGUUAUAGCGCUGAAAGAACAGAUUCAUCAACAUCAUUUUAAAGCACCAGUUGUGUUGAAUGCUAAGCUUACAGAACACUUUUCUAACAAAAGGUCAGAAUGCAAGACAGACCAUAUUGAAAGGAUCCAGGAGAGUGAUGGAACAUGAAUAAUUUAAAUACCAAUCUGCAUAAACAAACACAAGCAUAUUAUUCAGAUACAGUGAUAUGAAAGAUUUUUCCCAUGCCCUUCUCUCUCUCCCUCUCCCUUUCUCUCUCCUGUUGACAUAAGUCUGACCUUGAGCCAUAGAAUACCUGGGAUUUUUAUUUUCUGAAUUGGAAAUGCAGACCAGCUCUUCAGCGACUGCUAUGAUUGCAUACAAGGGAGGGGAGUAUGAAUUCCGGCCCAGCUUGACAAUUUCUGACAGCAGUCCUGGGGGGAAAAAAAAUUCUCCCCACUCACAGAAAUGGCAUGUGAUGUGAGCACAUUUUUGUUUGCUUGUUUUUUGUCCAGUGGACAAAAGGGUUACAAAUGAAGCCAGAAACAGGUAGAAACAACAACACCAUGAAGAUCUCUGUACAGCCCUAGCUGCAUUGGCCCAUAUACUGGGACUUAUUUAUUAUUUAAUUCAUUGAGGAGGCAACUUCCCGGGCUCCUGACUCUGUAUUGUACAUGCCAAUGAGAGCAGAUAACUCUGUGAAGCUGCCAUAAUGUUGCUUCUGGCUGAAGCCUUUGUCAGUUGUCCCUUUGCCAUCACUAUAAGUAAGACCUGAAAGAAAAGUGUGGCAGUUUAUCUUUAUCCCAUAACAUGAAUGCUCUACUUCCAAUGUUCCAACCAUGUAGGCAGGAAUGCCUUCCCCCAAAAUUCAGUUCUGCAACCUGUAAGGGACUCGAGUGGUUCAUUCUGCCCGUUCAUUUUCCCUUUCAGUAUUUUCUAAGUAACACUCCGUGUUCUAUGGCUCAAGCUCAGCCUUUGUUGGGCUGUUUUGGGGAGAUUAAACUCCUUUUGGGGUGUAUGCACGUACUGUACUUUUUUUGGAACUUCUUUUGGCACUUAGGAUCUCUUAAGGCAGUAGUUUUCAACCAGUGUGCCAUGGCACCCUAGGGUGCCUUGAAUGAUGGUCAGGAGUGCUGCGAGCAACACUUGCUUCUGCCCCUAUUUUCUUCCCUCCUUCCUCUGAUGCCCUCUUGCGUCUCUGCCUCCCAAAGGCUUGCAAAGCUGUUUGUUGCAGCAGCACUGGCUACAAACCCCCAAACUUGGCCCUCCAGCUGUUUUGGGACUACAAUUCCCAUCAUCCCUGACUACUGGUCCUGUUAGCUAGGAAUGAUGGGAGAUGUAGUCCCAAAACAGCUGGAGGGCCAAGUUUGGCCAUGCCUGCUAGGCGAAUGGUGCCUCUGGGGCUGGCCAGGGGAUGCUGGUGCCAGGAGCUGAAGUGGCCUUGGAGUAAGCAUGGAAGCAGGCGAGGGAGCUCAGCCUGUCAGCCAGUCCACCAGCCCUUGCUGUUGGGAAUGGACAGACAUGUCUCAGGCCCCUGUGGGGCAGUGUGAGGACCUCUCUUUGGGGCAGGGGGCACAGCUCUGAGAUCAGGGAAGGGAACAGUGGCUGACAGGAGGACUUCCAAGGAGAGGGGAGACGAGAGGAAUUUGUGGGAACACUUCCCAAGGGAGGGUGUUCAAAAAGGUGUGAGGGGCUGCCAGCUCUGCAGGCCAUGGGUGACAUAACUUGGCUCCUGAGCCUCAUAGGGGUGCCACAGAAAUAAUGUAGUUGGUCAGGGGAGCCAUGGACUCAAAAAGGUUGAAAACAACUGUCUUAAUGAAUUCAUAGGCUGACUUUCUACCAAAGUGCACAAGGCUCACAUACAAUAAAUACAGUACUAAAUAAGAUAAAAAUAGGGAGCCAGUGUGGUAUAGUGGUUAAGAGUGUGGCACUAAGACAUGGGAGACCAGCGUUUCAAUCCCCACACAGCCAUGAAGCUCACUGGGUGACUUUGGGCCAGUCAAUGCCUCUCAGCCUAGCCUACCUCACAGGGUAGUUGUAAGGAUAAAAUGCGGGAGGAGAACUAUGCCCAAUCACCUUGAGCUCCUUGAAGGAAAGGUGACCUACAUAUGUAAUAAAUAAACAAAUAAACAACAACAAAAGCCGCCUAAAACAAAACCAAUUUACAAGCUGAAACAAACUCAUCAGUAGGAUCCCUGCAUCUGCCCUAGUUCUCGACGCCUUAUCCUUUUACUACAAACCAUUAACUCUAAUGGAUGAGGUAGAUAAUAAUAAUAAUUUAAAAAUCCAGUGCCGCUACAAAACCUCCUUGCCUGGCUUUUCCAGAGUAAUCAAGUUGCAGUUACAUAACCCUUGUCUUGCAAAGUCCCAGACACGGUGUCAAAACACAACUGAACAGGAAGUGUUUUGUCACAGUCAGUGUAUACUGUCCUCUUCUCUAUGCUUGUUCAUGGUGAUAACCUUCCUCUUGUUUCUCAGUCCAGCCGCUUUGGCUCUUGGCACAGGGACACUGUGUUUGAGGGAGUGGUUUGACUUGAAGAAGUCAUUCCCGCACAAAAUGCCCCACCUCACGAUUAAAAAGGUGGAAUUCAAUGAGCAACCUUUGCUGACACCUUGUGGUGAACAGGGGUUGCAGCCCUGAGAGGGAGCCUAAAGGUUGCAAGGUUUGUUUUUACGUAUUUUCAGGGAGAAAUAAGUGUAUGGCAGAUAUUCAGGGUCCUUCUAUUUACUGAAACAGCCAGGCAUGUGGUGCUCUAUUAUAUCUGGUACUAUCCAUGUCUAGUUUGGGCAGGGGAGGGGAAUUAAAUGGCUCUGUGUGGCAUCCUGUAGGGUCAGGAUCUCUUCCAGUCUGUGUAGCUCUGUGAGUUGUAUGUGUGAGAAAGAAUUGAUUGUACUGUUACCUUUAUGACAUUCAAAGCAUCGUGAAAUGAUAAACAGGUGUGGUGUUGUUGUUUUUCUCCAAUAGCAAAUCAUGAAGAGACUUAUAAAACGUUAUGUUCUGAAAGCACAAGUAGACAAGGAAAAUGAUGAAGUCAAUGAGGGUAAGAGCUACUGCAGACUUCUUAAUAUACUUGUACAGUAGGAAGACUCUGAAUGCUGUCCCAAAAAUGUAGCUACUGAGUCAGAUCAUAGUGCAGUAACCGGUACACUUAGUGCCUUUUAUUGACUAUCAUCACCUCUUAUUUUGCUGCCCACAGCAUUUUUAUCAAGAUAUGAGUACUAGGCACCUUUGCCAUUACACACACAAAAAGCACUGCCUAUACCACAACUACAACUAUACUUACAACCAGAUGUUUUAGCAGAAAUUGGGAGCAAGUCACACAGCAACUGCAGAAACAUAUUUCCUUUUAUUUUUUUGAGGUGAGGCUAAUUCUUGGUUCACCAGAAACUUAAAUAAACUCUCUGCUGAAGCAGGCAUCAUUUAUUCGCUUUUUAAAAUUCAUUCAGAAAUUUUAUAUACCGCUGGAUGGUAAACAAAGCUCCAAGUGGUUUGCAAAAAUAUAAAGUAAAACAUUAAAAUUGUCAAGUUAAAAGCAGGCGUUUCAAAAUAUGCGUCAUGUUAGCCAUCUGUUGCACUGAAUUCAUGUAUGAUGUCAGGAUAGGGGAAAGAUUCGUGAAUAGGGAACCUGUGGCCCUUUCGAUGUGGUUGGAGUCCAACUCCUGUUAACCCUGACCAUGGGCCAGGCUGGCUGUGGCUGAUGGGAACUGAAGUCCCACAACACCUAGAGUGCCACAGUUUCCUUAUCUGAUUUAAUUGGUGCCUUGAAGGUUUAAAUAAAUAAGUAAAUAGCUAGCAGAGAAGGGGAGACUUUGAAGGAAACCUUCACUGGUGGAACUGAAAACACUCUCACAUUUUCUUACAGGGAGGAUGUUAAUAUGCUUUCAAAAAGUAAUUCCCAAAUAUGUACUAUGGGGAAAAGGCAGAUUGGAGACUAAAAAAUGCACUUGAAAUAGAAUGCAUUGAUUCACAGAUGACAUUAAAAAAACAACCCUCAGGAAACCUGAAUUAUGAUUGUAAAUCCACCUUUGUACAUAUGUGGCCACUGGCUGAUUUAAAAACUUAAUACAGACAUACUGAAAAUUGCCUUUCUGCCUUUCAUAAAUGUGCACUCAUAAUAGGAGAACAGCUCAGAAGCUAUUUAAAUGGUACAGGUGAAGUAAUCUGUCUUAAGCUUAAGAAGGCUUUGCCGAUAGCCAUCUUCUAUUCCAAACUGGAAUAGGUUAGAGUCUUUAGUUAUGAAAGAUAAUGUGAUGGGGGAUUAAUACUUUGAGUGAAGGUUUCGAUCUGCAGAAAAACCCUUCAGCAGCCAACUUACCCUCCAGAGAUCUGGGGGAUGCGAAAGAGAGAUCCUUGCCUCUUUGGCUCCCAGGAUAAAUAUUUAAAAUCAUGAACCUGCCUCAGUCCAAACUCAUGAAAAUCUGUAUGGAGGAAGCAAUCCCAGGGGUUCUUUUUAUUUGUCAGCUUAUUGUAGGGGACAUGCACAUGUUUUCCCUGUAAAAUCUCUUGAGCUAAAUUAAACUUCUGUCAACAAAUGUGAAGAUGAAUAGUUGCAUAUGAAUGCUAUAAACUAAUUCUGUAGAGCUGUAAACUCUGAACUGCUUUAUUUUUGAAUUGGACAAAAUAAAGUAGUUUAAGACAAAGCAGCUAAAAAUACUUAAAACCCCAAAUACCAGUGGUAGUGACCUUUAAAAACAUAUCCAUGUGAGCUGAAUUCUCUUCUAAAAUUAGCUAAGAAAAAAUAUGUGACCUUAAUACCUCAAGGAUGUUGCUUUGCUGCUGUAAGAUAUGAAAUGUUUGUAAGAGUAUGGGAAAUACAAUGAAUGCUAUUUGUCAUUUUUGGCUUAGAAGCAUGAGAGUUGCAUCUUAGACCGUCAAGAGAAUAAAAGCAUACUUAGAUUUUUGUUGAAGCUUAUUUCUUCCACACAUCACAUGAAGACCACACACACAGAAAAGUGAAUUGCAGUCCUUUAAAAUGACCCAGUUACAUUUAUUUCAAUCCAGUUUCUAAUGUCUUGUUAGUCUACUGUUAUAUAUAUUGAGGACUGAUUGGAAUGGACACUUUUGAAUUUUGCUAUUAAUUCUUCCCUUUGCACAACCUUGAGAUUCCUCAUCUUUUUCUCAAAUGUCAUACUUCUCAGAGCUGAUGUUGGUUUCAAUAGGUGAUGUAUGCUAAGCAUGACAAAGUCUGGAUGCAACCCAGUGUAUUUAACAGUCAGAAAUUUGAAUAAUAAAUUAUUAUAGCAGAGGUACUCCAUUUGAUAAUGCAUAUUUCGUGUGGAUUUUGCCAAAGCUAAGCACCAAUAAGUUCCAUUAGAUCAAAAUGGGAGCAUCAAGCAUUUCAGGGGGGGUGUAAAGCAUUAAUUUCAACCACUGAAAUUAAUAGUAAUGUAAAAGUGAUUAACUUUGGCUGGAUUGUGUCUUGUGUUCAAAAUGCAGUUAAAUAAUCAAACAGGUAGAGGACACAUCAUUGCUUGUUAUCAGCCCCACCAGUUCAAAGAAGAAUACAGUAAAAGCUUUAAGUAAUCUAACUUAAUAGUUCAGUAAAGCUUGCAGUCAUAAUGGAAACAAAAAUAGAUAAUAAUAAUAAAUUGUCCAGUAGCACCUUACAGACCAACUUAGUUUGUUCUGGUAUAAGCUUUCGUGUGCAUGCACACUUCUUCAGUCAUAAUGGAAUUACUUAUGUAAAGCAGCUCCUUAUAUAAUUCAUCAGCAUAGGUUUAAAACAUAAGAAUAUAAGAAGAGUCUGAUGGAUCAGGGCAGUGGGAUACCUAUUCCAGCAUCCUGUUGUCAGUUGCCUAUUGUAAGCCUGCAAGCAGGACCUAAGUAAUAAUAAUAUUAUAAUAAUUUAUUAUUUAUACCCCGCCCAUCUGGCAGGGUUUCCCCAGCCACUCUGGAUGGCUUCCAACAAAAUAUUAAAAUACAAUGGUCUGUUAAACAUUAAAAGCUUCCCUAAACAGGGCUGCCUUAAGAUGUCUUCUAAAAGUCUGGUAGUUGUUUUUCUCUUUGACAUCUGGUGGGAGGGCGUUCCACAGGGUGGGUGCCGCUACCGAGAAGGCCCUCUGCCUGGUAGUAUCCAGUACUACUUCAAAUGCUUGGUCUUUGUAAGCUGUGUCAACAACUUUCUUUUUACCAAUUACACAGGUGAACUUAAGGAAAUUAAGCAAGAUAUUUCCAGUCUUCGCUAUGAACUCCUUGAAGACAAGUCUCAAGCUACAGAGGAGUUGGCAAUUCUCAUCCAUAAACUCAGUGAGAAACUCAACCCAAAUUUAACGAGAUGUGAAUGAUCUCAAAUCCCUGGAUUUUGACCACAGCACAAGUAUUGGCAAUAAUAUUUAUGAGUGACUUAUACUUGAAAAUGUAUUGUAGAUUUUUAGCACUAAAUAACUUUAUGUACAGCUUUAUUUGAAAUACAGUCUUAGAAGAUUUUAUGAAUUUACAUGCAAAAAACCCAUUUAUUUAAUGUGUAUUAUAAAGGAUAUUUUGCAUUUAUUUAAUAAGGCGCAAUUGUAUCUAAACAAUCUUGCAUUGCAAAUAGUUUUAUCAAUAAAAUGUAUAUCAUUUGCACUGAACAAAGAAAAAACAACACUGAAGACUAGGGCUGCAAUCCUAAACCGGUUUACUAGGGAGGUAAACACGUUUAGGAUUGUACUGCAUAUGUCCUCCACCAUGCUGAUGGGAGAUGUAGUAACCAAAAUACAGCCAGCUCAGUGAAAGAUUACUUGAAGGUACUUUGCAUAUGAUCCAGUUAAAAUUAAAGCACGUUGAACUCCCAUUGAUUUCAGUGGCAUGCGCUUCUCACACUGAUGUAAAAAGCAAACAGCACAAUCCUGUGCAUGUUUCCUUGGAAGCAAGUCCCCCACGUUUAGUGGGCCUUAGAUUGCAAUCUUAUACAUGCUUCCAUUGAACUCACUGGAGCUUAUUUUGGAGUGGACACGUAUAGGAUUGCACUGCUGCUUCCUAGUAUGGAUACUUGGACUAACCUUUUUAAGUGCUUAAUUUUCACUGGAUCACACCCCUUGAUUUAUCAGCUUUCUUAAGAAACAAGCCAUGGCAUGGACAACUGAAUGUUUAAUAGUGAAGAUAAAAAUGCGGCUAUAAUAGUAAUAGUGCCGUUAAAAUUACCUAUACCUAUGUAAGUUUGCAUAUUUGCUUUCAGAAUAGGAAGUAUUUUUUUUUUACUUCUAACUAAUGUGAACUGUCAAAAUAUACCUUUUCAUGUGGUGAAGAUGAUUUUUUAAAAUUUAAGAUACUAUGCAGGGCUGAUAUUUUGUUACAUUUGUUCUAAAUAAUGCCUCUGAUGCGUACUUGUUAAAUAAAAUAUUCAUACUUU